GGUCCUCCCGGGGGGUGGGAGGAGGAGGAGAAAAGGCGUUGUGUGCACUCGAGGAUCUGCCUCGUUCGCUUGAUAUUUAUUUAUUUCCAUCCUCCCUAGAGCUGGGCAGGUGGGCGGAAAGGAGGGCGCAGGAGCUGAGCAUCCAAGCAGGGAGCAGCUGAGACGGAUGCCCCGGCAGCCUCGCUAGCUCGGCCUCCUCUCUCCGCGGUCCCAUUUUUUUGUGGGUGCUUGGGCAUGGAUUUCAACAUGAAGAAGCUAGCCUCCGACGCGGGCGUUUUCUUCACCAGGGCUGUUCAGGUAAGAUAGAGGAGGAGAGAAAUAAAAAGCAGUCCCAGGGCAUUGUUACCAGGAACUUAAUUGCGCGCGGGGGGUGGGGUUCCCUCCGUCUGUUGCACUGAGGAAAAGAUGUUUACUUGCUUAUGUCUCCCCGCACUCCGCUUCCAGCGUCAAGGGGUUUAAUAGAACAGAUGCUACUUCAGUUUCUGACCUUGCGCUUAAAACUGUGCUUGCAUAUAAAAUACACCACCCCAUAUAGAUACAGAUAUAGAUAUUCCCAACUGCUGUUUUUAAUGAACAGAUUUUCCCAGCCUGUCUCCUACAUAUAACUGCAUUGGCCAAGACACUUAAAAACUGGCAUUUGAAAAAUCGUAUCUAUAUAUCCACACAUGGUUUCCUGCAGAUGGAUCAGAUCGGCUUCCUUUUAAUAUAAUUUUUGUAGUUUUUCUUCUAUAAGUAAAUUGGUUUUGCAGCCUGGUUCCUGCCUUUGUGGGUGGGCUUUGAUCCAUAAUCUCUGCAAACAAUUUUUUACCUCUAUCUCCUAGAAUCUCUGGUACUGGGAGCUUAUUUAACUAAUGGCUGAGUGUUUUGUGGGUAGGGGAGAGUUAAGUUCCCUGGUAGAGGGUUGAGUCUGGCAGUAUUCUCCCCUCCACAAAAAAACCCCCACACCUUGAUUUAUCUAGCUGCAGUCCCCUGAUAAUAGCAAGUGUGACAUUUUAUACAGUGCCUGGAUUGUACGCUGUUCCUGCAAAGAGACAGAUGGUUAGAAGUGAGGUUGGCCCAUCUGAUGACUUAUGCAGCAGUGGAGAGGGCUUGAUUCUAAAGCUGGCUAGAAACCUCCUGAGUGGGCUUCUCAUCUCCACAGUUGACCCACUAUCUUUGCAGUAUAAAUGUGAAAAGGUUUUUCAGUAAGGGAACCUACCAUGCAGCAGACUGUAUUGCAGCUUUGAGGGUAAAUCAACUCUACAAUAGAUUGGUGGUAGAGCAGCUGCUUGGUAUAUAGAAGGCCCCAGGUUCAAUCCCCAAAGGCAUCUCUAGGCAGCGCUGGGAAAUAAACUCACUGUCUGAAACCCAGGAAAGCUGCUGCAAGUCAGACGAUACUGAGCUAGGUAGGCCAAGGGUUUGACUGUCUUCCUAAGAAGGGCCAUAACUCAGUGACAGAGCAACUGCUUUGUGUGUAGAAGGUCCCAGAUUCAAUCCUCAGCAGCAUCUCUAGCUAGGGUUGGGAGACUGGACAGUAUUGAACUGGAUGGACCAAUGUUCUGGCUCUGUAUCAGGCAGUUUCCUAUGUAAACAUGGGCCCUCUAGCAUGUAUCUAGGAUUGCCUUCUUACUCAGGAGUAAAGCACAAGCCUGCUAAGGAUAGGGCCUGAGCGUUUGCUUCUGGGAUUGCAGCCUUGCUUGAGUGUAAGCCCCAUCGAACUUGACAUUUGCUUUGUCUAAAUAAACUUGCCCAAGAUCAGGGAGGCCUGUAAUUUGUGCCUUAUUCGGGCUCAAAAGGCAGGUGUGUCUGCUGCUGUUCUAUCAAAAAGCGUGAUGCGUACUUCAUGGCCUCUUCGGCUGGAACCCUUUGAAGUUACGCACUUAAUUCGCCUGUCCUAAACAUGUAAUGUGAUGAAACCAAACUGUUGUAACUCUACUUGCCCGUCUCCAUUUCUUGAGAGGUCCCUCCUCUUCCUCGCCUCUGAAAUCUAGAUGUGUAACCACCAUAGGGCAGCUGCUGGUCUGGUCUUAUAGUCCAGUAUGAACAUGGAGCUACAUGGACUUUGCGCAUACCAUACAUUUAAACUGCAGGGCUUCCCCCAAACACUCCUGCAAGUUGUAGUUUACUAAGGGUGCUGGGUAUCGUAGUUCUAUGUGGGCGGGGGGGGGCAAACUAUCAUGGGAAAGCCAUGUGCUUUAAAUGUACUGGGUGUACGCAGCGAUAGGCCUCAUCUGCACUUGUAAUUAGCAGCAGUAUCAUACCACUUUAAACAAUGAUUACUCCCCCACCCAGUUGUCCAAGGAACUGUAGUUUACCCCCAGCACCCCUAUCAAACUACAAUUCCCAGGAUUCUUGGGGGGAGGAAAUGUUCUUUAAAUGUAUGGUAUGUAUGCAGCCAUAAAUAGAUUACUGCAGGGUUUGCACUCCUUAUUUCACUUUCUUGGCUGAGACCUCUCUGUAGGGACUAUUUGAAAUCCCUGCAGUGGGGAGAGUUGCUGUUAUACUUGGUUGCUGCUUGGUGGCUUCCCAUUGGGACAUCUGGUUGCCCCCAGCAGUCGGGCUCUUUCUAUGUUCAUGGAAUCCUGUUGGAUAUCACUGAUACUGAUAUUGAACAGUAGCUGCUAGUCAGCACCGCACCCUGGGUCCUGCCUUAUGGUCUUCCAGGGUUUUAGGGUUGGGACCUACAGAGCCUAUUGCUGAAUCCUUUGGCCCUUAAAAUCAUGUGAGCAGAUAAAUUUGAUGCCUUGAAGUAUGGAAACUAGUGGAAGAACCUCCAACUGCGUUGAAAAGCAUGUAAGAAGCUUGCCUUACACAGAGUCAAGCCAUUGGUCCCAUCCAGCUCUGCAUUGUCUACGCCCGGGAGCCAGAACCGGCCCAAUUGCCUUCUAAAUCCGGCCUGCGGAAGGUCCGGGAACCAGCAUGUUUUUACAUGAGUAGAAUGUGUCCUUUUAUUUAAAAUGCCUCUCUGGGUUAUUUGUGGGGCAUAGGAAUUCAUUCAUUCCCCCCAUAAAAAAAUAUAGUUUGGCCCCCCACAAGGUCUUAGGGACAGUGGACCAGCCCCCUGCUGAAAAAGUUUGCUGACCCCUGGUCUACGCUGAUGGGCAGCAGUUCUUCAGGGUUUCAGGCAGCCCCAUCUGGACAUGCCAUUGGGGAUUGAACCUGGGACGUUCUGCAUGCAAAGCAGAUGCUCUACUGCUGAACCACCCCAGAUCUACAGUACCUGCAAUUCUCACUUAAACGACGAGGAAAUGCAGUGUCUCACAAUGAGCCCCAGUUUUGAAGCCUUGCAGCUGCCUUCUAAAUCAAUCUCUUCUCAGGAGGGAGGCUUUUCAUGGACAAGGUACUGAGUUCAUGGUGUUGGCCCAUCUUGGAUAAUGGCACAUAUGUGAUUAGAAGGUUAGCCAGUUGACAGGCUCUGUUUGAGUUGGCAAGUCAGUGGUGUCAAGGUUGAAAGAAUGUCCUGUUUCAUUUUGUUUUUAAAGUGCAGGCUGGAGCUGUACCGUGAUCUAAUCUAAUCUUGCCACGUUUGCUUCUGUUGUGUACUAGAGAUGAAAAAGCUUCUGAGACUUGGCACGUUUGUCAGCUGGAUUUAUUCACCUGGAUGUUUUCUGGUUCCCUUCUUCAGUAAAUCAUUGUCUAUAUUUUGUGGGUUUUGGAGAUGCCAAAUGAACCCUCUUGUUAGUCUGAGCAGGUAGAGUUGUUGUCCCAAAUCCAUAAAAAUGAAGUCCAGGUUGGGUGUGGUAGGUGCAUCAGGUGUCUUGUGCAAGAAUGGGGAACCUCUGGCCUUACAGGUGUUGCCAGCUCCCCAACAUUGUUCCUGAUCCUUGACCUUUUACAGAAAUGGUCAAGCUCAAUGGUGGAGCUUUGCAUGUAGAAGGUCCUGAGUUUCCCCCCUGUUUUUAUCACCAGGUAGGGUUGGGAACAUCGGUGGCGCUGUGGUCUAAACCACAGAGCCUAGAGCUUGCCGAUCGGAAGGUCGGCGGUUUGAAUCCCACGACGGGGUGAGCUCCUGUUGCUCGGUCCCAGCUCCUGCCAACCUACCAGUUUGAAAGCAUGUCAAGUGCAGGUAGAUAAAUAGGUACUGCUCCAGCAGGAAGGUAAACGACGUUUCCGUGCGCUGCUCUGGUUCUCCAGAAGUGGCUUAGUCAUGCUGGCCACAUGACCUGGAAGCUGUCUGCGGACAAACACCAGCUCCUCAGCCUAUAGAGCGAGAUGAGCGUGCAACCCCAGAGUCGUCCGCAACUGGACCUAAGAGUCAGGGGUCCCUUUAACUUUACGGUUGGGAACAUCCCUUGUGCAAAAAAGCCUGGAGAGCUACUGCCAGUCAAUGUAGGCAUUACUCAGCUGGAUAGACCAGUUGUCUGACUUGGUAAAAGACAGCAUCCAAUUCAGCCCUUCUGUUUGUAACCAUGAAGACUAGAAUCUUACGUUAUUUUUAAGGCAAAGGUUGUAGCUAAGCAGCAGAGCCUUUGCCUUGCACGCAGCUGGUCCCAGGUUCAAUCCCUGACGUCUCCAGAUAGGGUUGGGAAUGUUCCUUGGAUAGCUGUUGCUGGUCAGUGUGGGCAAUGUUGAGCUAGAUGGACCAAUGGUCUGACUCGCCCCACGGUGGAGAGGAAGGGGCAGUAGGGCUUGCUUUGUCUCUGCUUAGUCUUCCCCUGCAGAGGAUAAGGGGUUGGGGGACCAUGUACUCCACUAUGAGCUCUUUGCAGAAAGGAUGGAAUAAAAACAUACUGUAUUGGCCUGAAUAUAAGCCCCACUUUCCCCCUAAAUUCCGACCGUGAAAAGUGCGGCUUAUAUUCACGACCUUACAGUGUGCAGCCAGGAGCACGGGGGCAAACAGCGCCAGGAGCAGGCAACGCCGUGUCUGCCCCAUGUGUAGUCCCCCGUCCUCUCUCGCAAGGCCAGGAAGGGAGAGAGCGAGGAAGGGGAAAGGCCGCUGGCAACGCAGUGCGGCUCCAAUCCACCCCCCACCCCCAGUAUGCAGCCAGGAGCAGCGAGGAAUGGAGCAGCUUAUAUUCGGAUAUUUAUUUCUUUCCCCCCCUCCAAUUUUAAAAGUGUGGCUUAUAUUCGGGUGCGGCUUAUAUUCGGGCCAGUACAGUAAUACAUGGCUGCCUGUCGCUUAAGGUUUCUCUGUACAGGUGCUCAUGGCUGAUGGUCUGCCUUUGGAGCAGUUCAUAUAAAGAGAAGAAGAGGCUGGUAUAAAUAUGUUUUAAGUGUUUUAAGUUUAAACAUCUAAACUGUAUAUGAUUCAGCACAUAUAUGCACACCCCAGCACCAUUUCAAUGUCACCUAUUGAAAUUGGCAGUGUUACCGGGAAAUUUAAAACAGGUUUGCAAAUCUAUUCAUGGGUAUUGGUCAUUUUUUACCCUCAAAGAACAGCAGCAGCAAAACCAAACUUUCCUUUUGUGAAGCUUCCAAGCUUGCCAACAUGCCAGUGUGGUGCAGUGGUUAGAGGGUCAGAGUAAAACCUGGGAGACCCUGGUUCAAAUCCCCCACUCAGCCAUGAAGCUCACUGGCUGGACCUGAGCUAGUCACUGCCUCACACCUAACCUAUUUCACCAGCCCCAGAUAGCACGGCCAGCAGUUGGGGAUGAUGGGACGUGAGCAACAUAUGGAGGGCCAAAGGUCUGAACUGCUACACUUUGUUGCACCCCCACUUCAGUAGUCUCUGACAUAUGCAGACCAUAGAAUAGUAGAACCAUAGAACUGUAGAGCUGGAAGGGCCUCCAAGAGUGAUCUAAAGGUAAAGGUACCCCUGACCGUUAGGUCCAGUCGCAGUCGACUCUGGGGUCGCACGCUCAUCUCGCUCUAUAGGCCAGGGGAGCUGGCGUUUGUCAGCAGACAGCUUCCGGGUCAUGUGGCCAGCAUGACUAAGCUGCUUUUGACGAACCAGAGCAGCGCAUGGAAACACCGUUUACCUUCCUGCCAGAGCGGUACCUACUUAUCUACUUGCACUUGACGUGCUUUUGAACUGGUAGGUUGGCAGGAGCUGGGACCGAGCAACGGGCGCUCACCCCGUUGCCGGGAUUCGAACUGCUGACCUUCUGAUGGGCAAGCCCUAGGCUCUGUGGUUUAGACCACAGAGCCACCCACGUCCCUGAGAGUGAUCUAAAAAGGUAAAGGUAAAGGGACCCCUGACCAUUAAGUCCAGUCGUGACCGACUCCUGGGUUGCGCACUCAUCUCGCUUUAUAGGCCGAGAGAGCUGGCGUUUGUCCGCAGACAGCUUCCGGGUCAUGUGGCCAGCAUGACUAAGCCGCUUCUGGCGAACCAGAACAGCGGAUGGAAAUGCCGCUUACCUUCCUGCCAGUAGACCUAUUUAUCUACUUGCACUUUGACGUGCUUUCGAACUGCUAGGUGGGCAGGAGAGAGUGAUCUAGUCCUGUUUAAAAUAAAAAAGUGUUGUGUAGCGCACCAGUCUGAGCUGUUUGUUUGUGGGAUGACUAGCUUUUGAGCAAGUUGUUAUUGCUGUUGUUUUUUUAAUCGAAAGGACAAGCACCGUCUCUUGCUUCAGAGUCUGUGCAGAGGAUGGUUUGUCUCAUAGUUAUGAAAAGGAGCAGAUGGAGUCUGACUUUCCAGCAGUGUAAAAGGAGGGAGGAGAGUGAAACUCCUGGUGUGCAAGAAAUUGUGUUUUAAACCUUCCAUCUCAGAGAUGCGGAAGGUUCUUCUGCGGAUACAUUUUCAUUUGGCCUACACAGAACCUCUGCCGUCCUUCGAGGCUGGACUUUUGUGGUGAUGUUUUAUUUUCUGGGCACUUAAAAAGCUCAGUGUUUUGUACCUGGUGGAAAAUGUGCUAUUUAGGAGGGCUAGCAACAUCUUGUCUUUAGGAACAUUAGUGUGUUGGGUCCACGCUGUACUGUUUUGCCUAAACUGACUGGCAACAGACCUUCUCCACCCUCCUUUUCAACCUGGAACCUCCUGCAUCCAAAGCAGAUGCUUUGUCACUGAGCUACAGCCAUUUCCCUGAAAAGCAAGAUGCUAGGUCCCAUAGUUUUGAAUAAAGAAUUAAUUGAAAACAGGAAUCUAGCUCAGUAUCAUCUAGGCUGGAUCUAGACACAUCAGAGAAGUGUUUCAGUUUAAAGUGUUGUAAAUAUAAACAGGGAAAACAGGUAGAGAAAAAUGGAACUCCACAUCGCCACCUGGUGGCACAAUGUUAUAUCACAUGUACAGUGCAUAUAAAGGGUAAAGGGACCCCUGACCAUUAGGUCCAGUCGUGACCGACUCUGGGGUUGCGGCGCUCAUCUCGCUUUAUUGGCCGAGGGAGCCGGCGUACAGCUUCCGAGUCAUGUGGCCAGCAUGACUAAGCCGCUUCUGGCGAACCAGAGCAGCACACGGAAAUGCCGUUUACCUUCUCGCUGGAGCGGCUCCUAUUUAUCUACUUGCACUUUGACAUGCUUUCGAACUGCUAGGUUGCCAGGAGCAGGGACCGAGCAACAGGAGCUCACCCCGUCGCGGGGAUUCGAACCGCCGACCUUCUGAUCGGCAAGUCCAAGGCUCUGUGGUUUAACCCACAGCACCACCCGCGUCCCCAUAUACUGUAUACUAUACCGUAAAUAGCUUUUUCUUUACCAGUCUAUCUGAGCCCCUACCCUGACAGGCAGGGGCUCUCCAGGGUUUCAGGCAGGAGACAAUCCCAGCCCUUCCCUGAAGAUCCCAUCUGGGAUUGAACCUGGGACCUUCUGCAUGCCAAGAAGGUGCUCUACCGCUAAGUUACAACCCUCUCUCAUUUAAAAUAAUGGGCAUGGAGAACUUGGCUCCAUUCCUGUGGGUCUGCUCUUACUUGGAUAUAACCCUUGGAAUUAUCUGCCAUGUCCACACCCAUAUAUUUAAAGCACACCUCAGAUAAUCCUAGAGACUGUAAUUUGUUAAAGGUGCUGGAAUUGUAGUGCUUUGUGGAGUACAGCUCCCAGGAUUCUCUGGGGGAAAGCCAUAUACUUUGAAGGCAUGGUGUAGAUUUGACCAUGGUGGUCAUGGUACUUGGAAUUUACAUUGCACUCAUAGGUGGAGCAUCUGCUUGAUGCAAUAAACCUCAGGCUUGGCCUGCCUAUGAACUGGAAUGAGGUGGUAGAGCCCUGAAGUGGUAGAUCGCAAGUGAGGGAAAUUAUUAUUAUUAUUAUUAUUAUUAUUAUUAUUAUUAUUAUUUAUUUAUACCCCGCCCAUCUGGCUGGGCCUCCCAAGCCACUCUGGGCGGCUCCCAACCGAAUAUUAAAAACACAAUACAGCAUUAAACAUUAAAAACUUCCCUAAACAGGGCUGCCUUCAGAUGUCUUUUAAAAGUAAGAUAGUUGCUUAUUUCCUUGACAUCUGCUGGGACGGCAUUCCACAGAGCAGGCGCCACUACCGAGAAGGCCCUCUGCCUGGUUCUCUGUAAUCUCACUUCUCGCAGUGAGGAACCGCCAGAAGACCCUCGGUGCUUGACCUCAGUGUUCGGGCUGAACAAUGGGGGUGGAGACGCUCCUUCACAUAUACUGGGCUGAUGCCAUUUAGGGCAUUAAAGGUCAGCACCAACACUUUGAAUUGUGCUCGGAAACGUACUAGGAGCCAAUGCAGAUCUCUCAGGGCUGGUGUUAUAUGGUCUCAGCGGCCACUCCCAGUCACCACUGUUGAAUAUGCCCCAGUAUUGAGGUGGUGGUGGUGGGACCCCUUGCAAGAUGAGACAAAUAUAUCAGUGAUGGAGGCCUGAACACAGCAGGGAGAAGGCUGAAAUAGCUUUCUCCUUGCAGGGAGUCUUUGCACGCAAAGGAGCUUUAAAAACGUGUCACUCGGAAAUCUUCCUAGGCAAUUUCAGGUAAUUAUCAUCAGGAAUAUUUUAGAUUAUAUUGGAUGUUUCCCUGUGUGUUCCCGUCUCCGCUGCUCCCCCCCCCGAGAAUAAUUUGAUUUACUAUGUUGUUUUACUUGCGUUUAGUAAACAAAGUGAAAGGCUUUGACACUGCCAAGCUCGCCUGAAUGUGGCCAUUAGCGAUCAGCAUCCAUUCAUUGUUGCUGAUGAACUUGGAGGAUUUCCACAGAAAAAUGAAGGUGCUGAAAUACUUCGCACCCGACAUCACUGCCUGCUGCUAUGAGAAGGUAGACUCACGGACAGAAGGGGGAAUGGAAGAAGUCUUACAAAAGCUCCCCCCCCAAAAAAAUGGAGCAGAUACCAAUCACCGGAGUUUCCAGUUUUAUACAGUGGUAUAAGAGGGACAUGGGUGGCGCUGUGGGUUAAACCACAGAGCUUAGGACUUGCCAAUCAGAAGGUCGGCGGUUCGAAUCCCGGCAACGGGGUGAGCUCCCGUUGCUCGGUCCCAGCUCCUGCCAACCUAGCAGUUCGAAAGCACGUCAAAGUGCAAGUAGAUAAAUAGGUACCGCUCCGGCGGGAAGGUAAACAGCGUUUCUGUGCGCUGCUCUGGUUCGCCAGAAGCGGCUUAGUCAUGCUGGCCACAUGACCCAGGUACCGCUCUGGCGGGAAGGUAAACGGCGUUUCCGUGCGCUGCUCUGGUUCACCAGAAGCAGCUUAGUCAUGCUGGCCACAUGACCCAGAAGCUGUACGCCGGCUCCCUCAGCCAGUAAAGCGAGAUGAGCGCCACAACCCCAGAGUCGUUCACGACUGGACCUAAUGGUCAGGGGUCCCUUUACCUUUACCUUUAUAAGAACAUAGGAUGCUGCCUUCUACUGGUUCAGUGCUGAACUGGAUGGACUGAUGUUCUGUCUCUGAAUAAUGCAGCUUCCUAUUUAAUCUAGCCCUUUAUUCAGAAUAACGAGGACUAGUAUUUUAACAAAGGCUCCUCCUCCUGAAACCCUCUCAUUCUGUUUAGAGAGAACAUUGGUCCAUCUAGCAUACACUGUCUGACACACAGGCUGGCUGUGUCUCUCCAGAGACCAAUGGUCCAUCUAGGUCAGUACUGACUGCACCAUAUAUCUUCAAGUUUGAAAGAGGAUUAGACAAAUUCAUGGAGGAAAAGACUAUCAAUGGCUACGAGUCAUGACGGCCAUGCUCUGCUUCCAUGGUUGGAGGCAGUAAAUGUUUCUGAAUACCAGUUGCCGGAAGUCCCAGGAGGGAAGAGGGCUCUUGUGCUUGGGUCCUGCUUCCCAUCAUGGGCAUCUGGGUGGCCACUGCGAGAACAGGAUGCUGGAGUAGAUGGACCAUUGGUCUGAUCCAGCAGUGCUCUUCUUAUGUUCUUAUAUUCUCAGACCCAGGUCCCACUUUUAAUCCAAAACACGCAUUUGUUAGUCUUUUCCUAUAUAUUUGCAUGGUGGUGGUGCUCCUGUUGUGACAUGGAUCAGGCCACAACUCAAUAGUGGGUCCAAACCUACCAAUUGAAGACCAAUGGGCAAAGGUUACAGGCAGGGGGUGUUCCCAGCCCUAUGUAGAGCUGCCCUCAGGGAUUGAACCUGGGAUCUUCUAUGUGUAGAUGCUCUGCUGAGCUGCAUGGCCCUUCCCCACUCUGCCUCCUCCAAAGCAAGUUCAGGGUGAGACUCAACAUGGUUGGCCCUGCAUAUUGACAAGGCCAGCUUCCUAUGAAGGCUAAACUGCAGGCUGAUCUGAGUUCCCAUUUUGUCAAUGGCACUUAGUCUUUUCAGUGGGAGCCCUGUGGCGGUCAAACUCACACCCUCUGGGAGAAUGGCGCAGCUACCUCUCCUUCUGGUUUUGAAUGGGCUUGAAAGGCAUUUGACACUUGCUUCAUAUUUUUAUGUUCUUUAUACACUUUUCUGUGUUUCUAUGGUUUUCAUGUUUGAAUUGACUUACAAUUGCUUCCGAUUGUUCAUUUUUGGUGGGUUUUGUUAGCAGCUUUGCCAGAGGAGUUUUACCUUGAAGCUGUGAUAUAAAUACCUGGCAUUAUCAUGGUUAUUUAAUUAGACAUAGAACAGCAACAUGUUCCCAGUAAAUGUGCAUAAUUCCUCAAAUCGUUUUUGCCUAAUUCUAGUUUUCUCGGCUGUGGGAGAAGGGCAGGCUCACUGGAGGGCUGAGAGACAUGUUUAAGCCGCCUUUCUGGCUUCCUAGAUUCCAGCAGUCAUUUCCCGCCCACAUCAAGACUAGAAACUUUAUUUUUAUUUUUAAAUGAAAGCAUUCUACACUCCUGUACCAUUGCUACCUAGGUCAGCUGCUCUGAUUAUUGCUAUUGUAAUGGAAAUGAGAAUGAGGUCUUUAAAGCUCUCUAAGUAUUCCUCCUUAUUCUACCUGAAACAGUUUCUCAAUUCUCAUACAAAUGACUUCAGAAAGGAAAAGGAAAGAAGAGUCUUCUUGGCUGCGGGGGCGGGGGCGGCGGGGGAGGAUACCCUGUUUCGGAUCUGUAAGGGUUUCUGAAGACUUUUAAAAAUAAAAAAAUAAGGCGUAGGUUGGAGUCAGCACCAGAUAUCAGAAGGGAGAGAGGCGUGUUUAUAAAUAGCAAUUCAUAUCAUUGCACCCACUUCAUAUUGUUUUAGAGAUGAAACGUUCCACAUUGCUAACUGGGAGGCUUUUUUAAUAUAAAAAAAGGGGGAAUCACAAAUAUUGUGGAACCUUGUCUUUAAGGUUUUUGUGAGAGCUCAGGCACCUGACAGUAAGAAUUAAGACCCCUUGAAAUGUACCCGGCAAUUUCAGAAUCACUUGUAUAAUCCCUCUGCUACCAAAAGGAAAAAGAAAUGCAAACACUGCAACAAUACAGUGAUCCCACCACUUAUGCCGGGGGUUACAUUUCUGCGUAUAUGUGAAAUCGCGUAAAGCAGGGAGGGCACUGUUUAUUAGAGUGUGAUGCUGAUAAUGCCAGGGUUGCAGGUUUGAUCCCCGCACGGGACAGCUGCAUUUUCCUGCAUUGCAGGGGAUUGGAGUGGAGAUGGUUCUUAGGGUCCCUUCCAACUCUUGUGAUUCAAUGAUUCACUAUGAUUUCUUUUAAAAAGAAAGAGAAGUCUCCCUCCUCCACCUGUUACCUGUUUUCUCAAAGUAGUUUUCACUCCCAAACAGCAGCGUAAAGGUGGCUUCCCAUUGCGUUAAGAGGGUGCUGGUUAGAAGCUGGUUUUUGCGUGCUCUUUGCUCAACCCCAUUACAUUGCAAUCAAAUGGUCCACUCCAGAACACCAGUUUUAUGUGGCACCAGAGAAUCCCUCUUCCAGCACCGAUCGAUCUUAACAAAAUUAAUGUUCUCACUGUAAUUGCAUUGGCCAAAUGGAAUCAACUAGUGGGAGACCUUUGCUAUAGCUCAAAAGAGUUGGCCGUAUUGCAUCUGUCUGGGGAGCCAAGAAGUCAGGCUGUGCUCAUAGGAGUGAGUCCAUGUCUUGGUCGUGAUGCAGCAAAAAGUUCUGAAACGGGCUUGCGUACAACUGGGCUUCUCGGAGGUCAUCCUGUUCUCAGAGUGGCCAAGCAGAUACCCGCCCAAAUGGGGCAGGACCUGAGCCUAACACUACUAUCCAGUUGUUUUUCCCACUCUCUGAUAUUCAGAGGUAGCCUAACCCUGGGCACGGAGGUUAUAUUCCCACAAAAGACCACAUGAAUUGGAGCAGUGGCUCAUCUUGUCCAGCACACUGUUCUCACAGUGGCCAACCAGAUGCCCCAAUGAGAAGCCUACAAGCUAAGGGCAGCAGUAGCACUCUUCUCACUUAUGAUUCCCAGCAAACUCGUAUUCAGAGGCUUAAUGCCUCUGAAAGUGGAGGUAGAACAUCAGAAGCUGCCUUAUACAGAGCCAGACCAAAGGUCCAUUGAACUCAGUAUUGUCUUCACUGACCGGCAGUAGCUCUCCAAGGUUUCUGAUGGGCCUUCUACCUGGAGAUGGGGUUUAAAAAUCAGCCUCUCUUCCCUGGGGAACUCUGGGAACUGUAGCUCUGUGAGGGAUAUAAAGGUAAAGGGACCCCUGACCAUUAGGUCCAGUCGUGGCCAACUCUGGGGUUGCGGCGUCCAUCUCGCUUUAUUGGCCGAGGGAGCCGGCGUACAGCUUCCGGUUCAUGUGGCCAGCAUGACUAAGCCACUUCUGGCGAACCAGAACAGCAUACGGAAACGCCGUUUACCUUCCCACCGGAGCGGUACCUAUUUAUCUACUUGCACUUUGAAGUGCUUUUGAAUUGCUAGGUUGGCAGGAGCUGGGACCGAACAAUGGGAGCUCACCCUGUUGCGGGGAUUCAAACCACUGACCUUCUGAUCAGCAAGUCCUAGGCUCUGGUUUAACCCACAGCGCCACCCGCGUCCCUUGUGAGGGAUAUAGGGAUCUGCAAAAAACACUUAGCACACCCCUUCAGCUAUGGUUUGCAGGGUGCUUUGGGGAAAGCCAAGGCUGUUGGUAGGAUACUGCUUUAAUAAUAAUAAUACUGUAUAUUACUACUUUAAUAAUACUGUAUAUUAUUACUGUUAUUUUGAAUUAUUUUAUUUUGUUAUGUACAACGAUACAAAGAGUGAGAGAUACAGAAAUGAACAAUGCCUUUCCUGUUUGAUAUCAUAUGGCCUGCAACUUAAGAAAGAAAAUUAUGCAGAGAAAUGGUUAUUGCAGAGAGAUAAAAACAAUGCCACGAGUAAUAAGAUAAUGAUGCCACAGAAGCACAGCAGAGCAGUCAGUGAUAAGUCCUGGACAACAUAGAAUUACAGAAAAAUAAAGUUGGAAAGGGCCCUGAGGGUCAUCUCAUCCAACAUACUGCAAUGCAGGAAUCAAAUCCAGAUAAAAUCAUACUUGAAUGAAUUACCACCAUUUAGCUGCAUAGUCUAUAGGUUUGGCAUUACCUCUGGAAACUCGUAAAGAAUGAGCGAGUUUUUCUGACGUUGCAGUAAAUAAGGUACUAAGGUCAAAAGGCCAAGUUAGUCCUCCAUCCCUGGGCAUUGCUUUGUCAAAGAGUUUAAUUUAUCCGCUCUACUUUGAAAUCCUGAAUAGCAAAUCCUAAGUAAUUUAUGAUGCUAGAGGAAAAUUUGGCAAGGGGGGGGGAAGCUGCCAAUGGUAGGCGAUUUUUAAAAUGAAAACACAGAGAGACAGUGAGAACAGAGGAGCAGCACCUUCUAGUGGUAGGAGGGAAAACAAUGCAGGAGACAAACCCCUAGAGGAACGUGACAAAAAAAACAAAAAAAAUUAAGGCUGCCUGGAUCCAUGCUUUGGCUCUGGAGCUGCAAAAUCAAUUCCAUGCCCUCACCUCGGACACAGAUUCUCAACCGGAGAAGAAUUUCCGUGUGCUGCUCUGGUUCGCCAGAAGCGGCUUAGUCAUGCUGGCCACAUGACCCGGAAGCUGUACGCUGGCUCCCUCGGCCAAUAAAGUGAGAUGAGCGCCGCAACCCCAGAGUUUCAUUUCCUGGAAGGUCAAAGAAGCAACAAGGGAGUCAUCUGUAUUGGACCUGGUCCUCACCAAGAGAGAGUAAUUGAUCAACAAAGUGGAAGUACUAGGAAGCUUGGGAGGAAGUGAUCAUGUCUUUCAUUAUGCACUGGCAAGGGUGUAAUUGGACAUGAACUCUGGACUUGAAGAAAGCUGAUUUCCAGAAGCUUAAGGAACUACUGGGUGUAGUCCCAUGGUCAGAAAUAUUCAAAGAGAAGGGAAUCAAAGAUGGAUGGGAGUUGUUGUUGUUCCAUGUCUUUAUAAAUGACUUGGAUGAAAUUGAGGGGAUGUUCAUCAAAUUUGCAGAUGACACCACACUGGGAGGGAUAGUUAUUGUCACAGAAGACAGAAUCAGGAUUCAAGAUGACCUUAACAGAUUGGAAAACUGGGACCAAACUGAGGACUCAGCUAGGCUGGCAAAGAAAAAGUUAUUUAUAUGCGUUGUAUGUGCAAUAUAACAUUGUGCCACCAGAUGGCGACAUGGAGUCCCAUUUUUCUCUACCUGUUUUCCCUGUUUAAAUUUACACUGCUUAAACCUGAAAUGCUUCUUUGAUGUGUCUAGAUCCAGCCUAACAAAACGAAUUUCAAUAGGGACGAGCUGCAGCAGUAUAAGAUGCAGGAUGCCUGAAUUGCCAGUAGUACAGGUGAAAGAGAUCAAGGGGUCUUAGUAGACCACAAGCUUCCCAUGAGUCAACAGUGUGAUGCAGCAGCAAAAAAAGCUAAUGCCGUUCUAGGCUGCAUCAAGAAAUCAAAGGAAGUCAUAGUACUGCUCUAUUCCACCUUGGUUAAACCACACUUGGAAAGACCGUAGUCCAUCAUACAAACCUGCCUGGGUUCUGAGAUCUUCAAGGGAGGCCCUGCUCUUGGACCCAGUACCCUCCCAGGCACACAUGAUGGGCACAUAGGAGAAGGCACCGUUCCUAGAGAACCUAAACAGGCUCCUUCCUUGCUGUCCUUCUGUUAGCAGGUGAAGACCUUUUUGUUCCAACAGGCUUUUGGGAAUUACCGUAUUUUUUGCACCAUAACACUCACUUUUUUCCUCCAAGAAAGUAAGGGGAAAUGUCUGUGCGUGUUAUGGAGGAAAUGCCUACGGGUGGCAUGCCUACGGAUUUUCCUCCUCUAAAAACUACAUGUGUGCUAUGGUUGGGUGCGUGUUAUAGAGCGAAAAAUACGGUAACUGGCUUUUUGGAAAGGGCCUGUUCUGUUACGUAUUUAUUGUAACUAUCUGUAUAUGUUAAUAGAGCUGAGAGAGAAAGAGAGAUUUUAUUCUAAUUAGUGUUUAAUUGCUUUUUAAUGAUUGUUUCCUAUGUUUUUAGCUUUUCCUAUUUUAUCUGUAAGCUGCCUUGAGUACCUUUCCGGCAGGGAAAGGUGGGAUGUAAUAACAAUAGUCAUAUCACCACCCUGGAGACAAACUGGAAUGGAUUCAAAACCAGACAUAUAAUCUAAAUUUCAAUCAAGCUUUCUGCAGACAAAUCAGGAUGCAUGUUGAAUAAAUAGGUUGCUGGAGGGAACCCCCAGUCUGCAAAAAAAGGGGUUUAACUUUGAGGUUAACAGUAAGUCUUUGUGCCAGAGGCGAUGGACCACUCUCCAUUGUUGCUCCCCUUCUGUUAGCCAGGGAGUGAAACAAUGCACGCAUUUCGUGUUGAGCGGCAGAUUCUCCUCCCCACCUCCAGGCUGAGGAAACUCUACUCCAACAUGAAAUAUUGAUUUUCCUGGGCUGCGGCUCAACUCCCCUCGCCAAUGUGGGCGAGAGGCUCCCUGCAAAAACGCCAGCCUACAUUAUUCAUUGCCGGCAUAAAUGGGACCCUGCCUUCCUGGGACUGAAAACAAGGCCAGUUACUUUUACUCCUCUUGGCCCAAAGACUGAAAGAGGAAGAUGGGGGGGGGGGGAGGCUUAGUUGCUGCCAACUUUGCACUUACUCCUAUGUGUUGGAUCCCAAGAAGGAAUGUGUGUCUUAGGGCAGGAAAUUAAGGUCAUAGAAUCAUAAGAUUGGAAGGGACCCAAAAGGUCAUUUAGUACAACUUCCUGCAAUGUAGAACUCACAGCUAAAGAAUCCCAGAUGGCCACCCAUUAAAAUCCUCCAAGGAAGGAGAGUCCACUGCCUCCCAAGGGAGACCAUUCCACUGUUGAACAGCUCUUACUGUCAGAAAGUUCUUCCUGAUCUUUAGUCAGAAUCUCCUUUCUUGUAACUUGAAUCCCUUGCUUUGAGUCCUGCCCUCCAGAGCAGGAGAAAACAAACUUGUUCCCUCUUCCAUGUGACAGCCCUUGAGAUAUUUUAAGAUGGCUAUCAUAUCUCCUCUUAAGUCUCCUCUUUUCCAGGCUAAACAGACCUAGCUCCUUCAACCGUUCCUCAUAAGGCUUAGUUUCUAGACCCUUGGUUAUCUUGGCUGCCCUCCUCUGCACACAUUCCAGCUUGUCAGUAUCCUUAAACUGAGGUCACCCCAACUGGACACAACUAUCCAGGCAUGGUCUGACCAAGGAAGAAAAGGAAAUAAUAACUUCCCUUGAUCUGGACACUAAACAUCUAUUGAAUAUGCCGAGAAUGACAUUAGCCCCUGCCUACUCAUGAUAUCUCCUCAGAAGGUCAGCGGUUCAAAUCCCCGCGACGGGGUGAGCUCCCGUUGCUCUGUCCCUGCUCCUGGCAACCUAGCAGUUCGAAAGCACGUCCAAGUGCAAGUAGAUAAAUAGGUACUGCUCCGGCGGGAAGGUAAAUGGCGUUUCCAUGUGCUGCUCUGGUUCGCCAGAAGCGGCUUAGUCAUGCUGGCCACAUGACCCGGAAGCUGUACAGCGGCUCCCUCGGCCAAUAAAGCGAGAUGAGCGCCGCAACCCCAGAGUCGGUCACAACUGGACCUAAUGGUCAGGGGUCCCUUUACCUUUACUCAUAAUAUGGAGUGUGAAAUUUUCCAAUUCAAAAUCUGUAAACCACCCAUUGCUGCCCCCACCCCCGGAUGCUAUACAGUCAGUAUAUUGCAGCUAACUCAGUUCUACUCAGAGAAAACCCAUUGCAAUUCAUGGAUCUAAGUGAGUCAUGCCCUUCAAUUUCAGUGGGUCUGCCUUGGGGUGUUUUGGUUCCAUUUUGCUUACAGUGGUGCCUCGCAAGACAAAAUUAAUUCGUUCUGCGAGUUUUUUCGUCUUGCGAAGCACGGUUUUAACGGUAUUAACGGUUUUAAGAAAAAGGAAACAAACUCGCAAGACGUUUUCGUCUUGCAAAGCAAGCCCAUAGGGCAAUUCAUCUUGCGAAGCAACUCAAAAAACGAAAAACUCUUUCGUCUUGCAAGUUUUUCGUCUUGCGAGGCAUUCGUCUUGCGAGGUACCACUGUAUUACACUUCCCUGAUUUUGAGCUGAAAGUGCUGGAACAUACUUUCUCCCCCCGACAGCACCCACCAAGAAAAAAAUACCCACUUUUGUUUGGGAGGCUUUUCCUGCAUUGUUUGCUUUCCCCGCCCCCCCCCCCGUCAACUUUACAAUGCAAUGCUUGAGUUGUUGUUGCUGCUGCAGUUGAGAGGGCUUUGUAGCACUUGCUGAAAAUACUCUCUCUCCGUAAGCAAAUCCUAGCCUGGAAUGUGCUGAGCCUGUGUGUACCCAUUUACUAUUUUAAAAAAUGGUUUGGGCGUCGAUAUGUCAUUCUGAAAAGCAUGCAUGGGGAACCUGGUGCCCCACAGAUGUUGCUAGAAUCUCAUGAUACGUUUAGGGAAAGACCCAUUGCCUGAAACCCUGAAGAACAGCUGCCAAUCAUUGUGGACAAUAUUGAGCUAAAUGGAGUAAGUGUUCCAAUUCAGUGGAAGGCAGCUUCCAUUGUCCCUGUCUGCAUUUACCGUAUUUCCCAUUAUUCCUAUAAAAAGGAACAUAUUGCUUUGCUACCCAAAUCUAUCAGGCUACAGACAAUUAGCAUAUGUAGCCUGAAGACUGUGGCUGAGUCAUAAUUUGAGUCAGACCUGCUUCUGCUAGGAUUUGUACAACUGCUGGAAACAUGGCCAGUUUUGCAGCAAGAGCCACACACACAAAAAUAUACUGGUAAAGUCUGUAUGUUGCCAGAGUUUUAAAAUAAAACUGGGAAGACCCAUAGUUCAGUGACAGAGCAUCUGCUUUGCAUGCAGAAGGUCCCAAGUUCGAUACCCAGCAGCAUCUCCAAGAAGGACUGGGAAGACAGAUCCCCUGCCUGAAACCCUAGAGGGCUGCUGCCAGCCAGUGUAGACAGUACUGAGCUGGAUGGACCAAUGGUCUGACUCUGGAUAAGGCAGCUUCUUAUGCUCUUAUUUAAAACCAGUCAUUUCUUCAGAACAUUGAGGACUGGAAUCUUACUUAACUUUUAAAGGGCUACAGCUCAGUGGCAGAGCACAUGUUUUGCAUGCAGAAGGUCCCAGGUUCCUCUCCAGGUAGGGCUGACAAUGGAAAACCUGAAGCACAGCUGCUGGUCAGUGUAGGCAAUACUGAACUAGAUGGACCAGUAGUCUGGUUUGAUAUAAGGCAGCUUCCUAUGUUCCUGAAAUAUGGAAGGCAAGGUAGGAACAGUUGCUGCUGUCUAAGUAAUACCCUGAGACCUCCCACCAUUUACGAUCUGUGGCUUUUCAAAAGCCUUCUGUGGUUCCAUUCUAACGAGGCAUCAUGAAGCUAAGCGAUGAGCUCUGCUGGAGCUCUCAAGAAAGAACUGGCAAUGUGCCCUACAAUAUUUUUGCCUCUCCAUCCUCUCAGCAAAGCAACUAGCAGGCUGUAUUCUUGUGCAAAUAUUUGGCACGUAGGUUGCAGCCUAGAAUUUCUGUUGCACCCAUCAUGCAGAAUUCUGAGUUGUGGUUCUAGACUGCACCACUUCCUAGAAGGGUGGACUUUAGAAUCAUAGAAUCAAAGAGUUGGAACAGACCUUGGGGGUCAUCUAGUCCAACCCCCUGCAAUGCAGGAAUAUAGUAUGCAGCUGUCCCAUAUGGGGAUGGCGUUUUCAGCACCACACUAACCAACUGAACUAUCCAUGCUUUUUUUAAAAAGGAAAAGAAGCAGCAUUCUGUGACGCACAAUGUUCAAUGCCUUUAAAGGCACACUAACCCCUACACCAUACUAGCUCUGAUACAUUAGUCCCGUCCCACCCCCAAUACCAUUUUGGGCAAAUUAAAACCUUUCAGUUUUUGUCUCCCUCACCCCCCACUGCAGUUCACAGAGGAGAAGUUUGGCCAGGCCGAGAAGACAGAGUUGGAUGCCCACUUUGAAAACCUCCUGGCCCGAGCAGACUGCACCAAGAACUGGACAGAGAAAAUCUUACGUCAAACUGAAGUCCUCUUGCAGCCAAACCCUAGUAAGCACCUCUUUAGGUUUUGGAGAAAUUGAUCCAUUGGGUGUCAUGGGUGGGGGCCCCCUUGGCUCUGUCAGGAUCUGGCAUAGUUUGGCAGCCCCAGAUGUAAGGAGGAGGAAGGAGCACAUGAUGUGGGGCCUGGAAGGCUGGCAUCUAGGGAUGGAGAGAGGAGGUCCUCUCCUUGUAAUCAUUGUUGUCGAAGAGGAGGAAGCAGAUCUGCCACCUCUCUCCACCACCCUGUGCAGAGCCCCUUUCAUAUUUGCCACUAGCCCCAAAUGUUGUUUUGUUUUGCUUAAAGCAUUUCUUAACCACACCUCAUUAAAGAGAUUGCAAGGCAGCAGGCAAAAGCGCGCGCACACACACACAAAAAUGAAUCCGUACAGCAUGUAAAAGCCAUUUCAAGUAACACAGAACCAUAAUGGACGACCGCAAGCCUAAGAUUUAAAAACAUAAAAAGCUUAAGUACUGUAUUGUGGUUUUGUUUUUUGUUUCGUAAAGUAAAAACAACAAGAAAUCAUCCAAAUUGGCUAAACAAAUAGCAGGGUCUCCAACCCGCUUCCAAAAAGCUUGUAAAGUCUACAAGCCAGCCUUUCGGGGGUGGGGGGUAUUCCAAAGUUGGACACUGUCAUAGAGGCACUUUUCAUUGUACAGUCAUGCCUCGUGUUGCGUUCGCUUCAUGUUGUGUCUUUUCGAGUUACGUCCCGCAGCAACCUGGAAGUACCGGAAUGGGUUACUUCCGGGUUUCACCACUUGCGCAUGCGCAGAAGAUCACGCUUUGCACAUGCACAGAAGCACCAAAUCAUGCCGCGCGCCUACGCAGAUGCAGCACUUCGAGUUGCGGGCAUUUCACAUUACGGACGGGCCUUCGGAACAGACCCUGGUCCGUAACACGAGCUACCACUGUACAAUUAAAGAAUUAAUCUAAAAACGUUGGCCAUCCCUGCUGAAGUGCCUGCGUCACUGGCUCUGCAGGCUUUUUUUUUUUUUAAUGAUAUUUAUUGAGAAUUUAAAAUUACAGAGAGAGAAAGGAAAAAACAAGAAAAAAGAAAAGGAAAAAAGGUAUACAAAAAAGAGAUUAAACAAUAUAAGUCAAUAAAAACAAAAGUAAAAAAAAAACAAAAAAAACAAAACACAUCAAUACAUCAGAAUCAAAAAAACAAAAAUAAACAAAAAAUUUAAAAGCAAAUCCAAUAUUCCCAAAUCCUUAUCUUUCAUUAACUUGUUUCAUCGACCUCCUCAUACCUCCCUUUUUGUAUUCUAGUUAUUAAUUAUCUCAGCAAAUCCUUUCCAUCUUUCACAAUAUUCUGUCAUUAAAUUACCUUAAUCUAUUUUAACCUUAUCUUACCAUAAAAACCCUAAAGCUUAAAACUUAAAUCUUAUUUAUACCUAAUUCUUUUUAACAAAACAUAUUUAUACAUAAUUCUUUUUAACUUUUCUACUAAAGCCAAAUAGUUUCAUUCCAACAUUUUUCUAAUACUCAUUAAUUUUACAAUGAUUUUCUAAAUGAAUUUUUAAAACUUUCUUCCAAUCUUCAUCCGUCGUCUCUUCUUCCUGGUCUCGGGUUUUGUCAGUCCUUUCUGUUCCAUCCAUCUAGUCCAUCAACCUGGUGACCUUCUAUCCGAGGCUCUUAAGUCUUUUCCAUGUCCCUUCUGCAGGUCUUCUUCAUGUUUAUACCUGCACUUUACUUUAUCUUCUGCUGAUCUUAUUCUUAAUUUCCUUCCUUUCUCUCGGGAGACUCCAACUUGACAAUAUCUUUAUCCCUUCUCGACAAGUCAGCCCAUUCUCCAUAGUCGACACUGAAAUCCAAAAGAUAUUUAAAGGCAUGUUUCAAAGUCCCUCCAAGAUUAAGGGCCCCCACAACUCCGAACUCCCCCUGGCCCAAAGCCAGAUCCGAAAAGUCAGAACAUCCCUGCAUAGGGGGAUCUAUCCAACUUCCCGUCUCCAGACCAAACAGUACUCCAUCUCUCCAAAUCUGACUUUCUCCAGGUUCAGUCGUCAAAGACAGCAAUUUAUGUUCCUGCAAGGCCGCAGCUCUCUCCAUUUCUGGUACUUGAGGUUCAGCAACUACCUCCUCCUUUAUCUUCUUCGCCACUUGCUCUGUCAAAGCACAUUCCUGGAUUGAUUCCUGAGUGGUUUCUAUAUAAGUAUUCACUGUUUGUCCAAGAUUUCCAACUGCAACAGUCAUCAAAUCCAUCUUCUCAUGUAGCUGUUCCAGUAAAGCACUUGCCUUGCAAAAAGCAAGCACUAAAGCUUCUUCUGGGCACAUUCUUAUUCAAGGUUGGUGUCUAGUUCCCACGAUCUUUUAUCUCUACAGCUGUAGAAUUCCCCAGAUUGACUCCAGCAACAGUUUCACAAGCUCCCUCUAGAGGAAACAAUUUCUAUUUGUAUCCGUCUUUUUAAAAGCAGAUCUAGCGACAAAGUUCCUUUCGUUUUCCAGAUAUUUUGUUCCUUUUAAGUGCAAAAGGGAACAUUAGAAUCAAUAUGUUUCUUUUUUUUAACUAUCUGUCAAAAACGUUUUGUCCACAGUCAAUGAACUUCCCCAAAGUGUCUGUCUCUGACACCCCGCUCCCAGGAUCAAGACGGUGGAAAUUUAUCUUUCUUUACUCUCUCUUCUGCAGGUUUAAACAGUCUAAAAAGAUUCCCCCCUCAUCUCCUGCUUCCAAGGGGGGUUUAGUGAUUUUAACUGAUGGAAAUUUAGUCCUUUACAAACGACUUUCCAGACUCUAGCUUGCAAUGUCUUUGCUUCAAUCUAUUUACAAAAGCGGAAGGCGGAUUUCCUGUUUAGACCUUCCCGCUUCGGUGCCAAAUUAAAAAGUUUCUUAAUCCAAUUUUCCGUUCUACUCACGGGCAGUUGUUUAAAAUCCAAUUGUCCACAGGAAAAAGUCAGCGCUCUCCGGCAACAGCAAUGCGGCUUCACUCCGUGAAAAAAGCAGUCGAUUCAAAGCACUAUGCCAUUCACCCCACGUCGCUCCGGAUCCCCGAAACCGGAUUUCCCUGCGAGUAGGGGAGGCGCAAAAGGUGCCAGCCGAAUCCCACGUCCACAGGCUUCUCCCGCCUGUGGUUUUUAAUGGGUCUCCGCCUCUCCGCGGCGGUCCAGACCCUAGUUCUCACGAAGCGGAUUUCUCCUGGUCAGAGGAAAUCCGCCAUUGCCGGAGGCGCUAACCCGGAAGUCCCCUGGCUCUGCAGGCUUGACUUCUCCCCAGAGAGACAAUAUAUUUUCCCAAAAUGCUUUCAGGACCUAACACAAUCUCUUUUUUCCCACCCACCAGGUGCCAGAGUUGAAGAGUUCCUUUAUGAGAAGUUGGACCGAAAGGUGCCCUCUCGGGUCACCAACGGGGAGCUCCUGGCUCAGUAUAUGAUUGAGGCAGCCAAUGACUUUGGCCCUAAUUCCCCUUAUGGUGAGUUUUGUGGACAUAGCACAUAGCUUUUUGGAGAAGAUAAAGGUUGGUGAGUCUCUCAUCAAGCCUUACCGCCAUUGUAUCUUCAGGGAUGUGCAGAGGACUUGCAUGUGGAGGUUGGUGGUUGCUGUGAAAAAAUGGUUGGCUAAACAAGCCAUACUAAGUCUUUGGACUGCCACUACUUCCUGCCCAUAAAGCAGAUGAGGCAAUGCUAUUGUUGGUAGCCUCUAACUCUCCAGCAGGCCCCAGCCAAAAUGGCCAGAAGUCAGGCACAAUGGGAGUGGCAAACUCUCCAAAUGUGGGUGGCCUUUUCCUGGUCAUCCUGCGACAGAGAAGGCAAGUUUGGGGUCCCCUACAUCCCUUUUGCUCAUCUGAAGAGUUCUGCUUCUACAAAAAUCAAUAAACGUUCUUUUGCCGCAGCCAGAACCUCCUGAAAUUUGUACUCUCGGACAAUCAGGCACGAAUUUGCCUGUUCUCUCUGCUCUGGUGCUCCUCAAUUUGAUUAUGUUGGGUUCUUGCAAAAUCCAUUACGGCCCCGAGGCUCAAGUUAAUGAUCUCGGUCUCCUGUAAUUGCAUGGUGAUCACACCCACACCCAAACACCGGAGACUCCACGCAACUCCCUUUAGCCCAUCCAAAUGAAAAUGGCUGCAGUCUGGGAGUGGUGCAAUAUUGCUUGGGGAUGUGACCUCAUUCUUCGGCCUGUAAUCACUGCUCCCCCUUCACAUUAUUGCAACUCAGCCAAAAUCAGUCUAACUGAAAUAACUAUUCAGUCUCCUCCUGACUAACCCUUGCCUUAGUUUCCUGCCUUCCUGUUACUCUCCCCACCCUCGCUAAAGCAGGGGGGUGACUCCCUCCUGACUCCUGCCCUUUUCUUUUUUAAGAAAUAUAUUAUUGAUGUAAAUCAAACAAAUCAAUACAAUAAAAACAAACAGAAGUGCAAAAAAGCAGUGCACUAUACUGUAUCUGGGAGUGACAAAACAUUAGGUUGGUAAAAUACUUAAGACCAUCAGGAAAGCCCAAUUUCACGUUGUACUGUGGAGAUGGAAUCCUGGGCAUCCUCAUUUCUUGUUUAUGAGAUAUAAUCGCAUCAAACAGCAUAGGAUUUUUUUCAGGAUCCUCCAAGCCUUUAUGCACAUAAUUUAUGAGUGUGUUCCCCCCCCCGAGCAAGUAUAAAACUCUGCAUUUUUUUAAAUUACAAACUGAAAGUCUCAAGUUCUGCAAGGUUUUUCCAUAUGGGGACCAUUGAGCUUCCGGUAGCUGCCAGUUUCCAUGUCAAGAGUUCCUGAGAGUUGAAACCUUUCAGUUUAUCAACCCAUAGAUUUAGUUAACAAAGCUGUGGUGAAGUUGGAAUGGGAUGUUUGAGUAUUUUGGUCAUUUCUUGGCAAGCCAUUGUCCAGAAUUGGAAUACAGUGGUACCUCGCAAGACGAAAAACUCGCAAGACGAAAGAGUUUUUCAUUUUUUGAGUUGCUUCGCAAGACGAAUUUCCCUAUGGGCUUGCUUCGCAAGACAAAAAACGAAAACGUCUUGCAAGUUUGUUUCCUUUUCAAUGCAUUCCUAUGGGAAACCGUGCUUCGCAAGAUGAAAAAUUCGCAAGACGAAAAAACUCGCAGAACGAAUUAAUUUCAUCUUGCAAGGCACCACUGUACUUGUGGGCAGCCUCACCAUAGAUGGAGAAAGGUUCCUUUCCUCCCACAAUCCCUCCAACAGCUAUGAGGAGAUUGUGACAUAGAGGCAAUUUGCGCUGGUAUGUAGCGCCACCCGCAUAGGAUUUUUAUGGAAUACUCUCACAUGAGCUCAGGCAGACGUAUAUGGUUUGGGUUAUUACAGCACGGGUGGCGCCUAGGGCUUGCUGAUCAGAAGGCCGGCAGUUUGAAUCCCCGCGAUGGGGUGAGCUCCCGUUGCUCAGUUCCUGCUCCUGCCAACCUAGCAGUUCAAAAGCACAUCUUCCAUAUAAGUUUAAAGCUGGUAUAAAUAUCUACUAAUUCUGCACAUGUACCUGACACCAAACCUUUUUUUGCCCUUUUGACCUUGAGCUAAUAAAAGUGCCCUGAACCACCAUUGUCACCUCUCGCCUGCGGAGAGGUGGAGCUGUCCUGACACAGGUGAAGAUGUUUGCUCAGGUCAGCUGCCUGAAGUCCCUUUGCUGUGUCUUCUCUCUCGCAGGGAAGACCCUCAUCAAAGUUGGUGAAACAGAGCGGCGCUUGGGUGGAGCAGAGAGGGACUUCAUCCACUCUGCCUCCAUCAACUUCCUCAGCCCUCUGCGCAAUUUCCUGGAGGGUGACUGGAGAACUAUUUCGGUAAGUGGCUGGGGCUCAGAGCACCUGUUUUGCAUGGAGAAGGUCCCAGGUUCAGCCCUCAAUGGCACCUCCAGGUAGGGCUGAGGAAUAUCCCCUGCCUGGCAUCCUGGAGACCCACUGCCAAUCUGGGUGAACAAUACUGAGCUAGGUGGACCAAUGGUCUUGUUCAGUAUAAGGCAGUCUCCUGUGUUCCUGUUUAAUUCAGUCCGUUCUUCAGAACUCUGAGGACUAGAAUCUUUAUGCUUAGGCAAAGGGCUGUAGCUUCUCACUUAGGGGAAGGGCUGCCUAAAUCCUGGAAAGCCCCUGCAAAUCAAUGAAGGCAAUAUUAAGCUAGGUCCUGACUCAGUAGAAGACAGCUUCCUAUGAGAAGGCCAGUUUUGUGGCAGUGAGAGAGAGGAGUUGACUUCUGAGACAUUUUCAAAGAGAUGAGAGGGGGUUAAUUAAUGUCUAGGAGAAAUUAAAUAAAUGCUCCGAUAUUUUCCGACCAAGAAAUAAGUUGUGUUAGACCGGCAUCUGUGCCAUGGGUGGUAGUGAGUCCACCGGUGGAAAUCAAUGGACCUAACUUAGUCAUGUUCAUUCAUUUCAUGGGCUCUGCUCUGGGUAAAACUUGGCCAAAUACCACCUCAGUCAGUUCAAAGCACAUGCAUGCCCCCCCAAAGAAUCCUGGGAAUUGUAGUUUAAGAGCACUGGGAAUUGUAGCUCUCUAGGGGGAAGCUGUUUUAAUUCCUGCUUGGUUUUAUAGCUUUUAAUUGGUUUUCUUUUUUCUUUCAUCUUUGCAAACCACUUAGAGACUAUUGCAGUUGGGUCACUUUAAAAGAGGAUUGGAUGCGUUAAUGGGAGACAGAUAAGGCUAUCAGUGGCUACUUGUCACAAAGACUAUUAUGCUCUGCCUCCAGGACCAGAGGCAAUAACACUUUAACACAGCAGUUUCUGCUAACCACAGGAGGGGAGAGGGCUCUUGAGGGCUUCCUAUUGGGGCACCUGGUCAACCACUGUGAGAACAGAAGGCUGGACUAGAUGGCUCUCCUUUAGCCUGAUCCUGCAGCCAGGCUCUUUGAAUGUUCUUAUGUAGCUAUGCAGUAAGAAAAAUGAGCCUUUUUCCUUUUGCAAUCUUGACUCUUCUCCCCACCCUUCCCUUCUUCCUUCCCAGAAGGAGAGACGGAUCCUGCAAAACCGCCGUCUAGACCUGGAUGCGUGCAAAGCAAGGCUGAAGAAAGCAAAGGCUGCAGAGGCCAAAGCAGCGGUAAUGCUCCUCUCCUCUCCUCCCCACUUACUUCCUUGUUGACAAUCCUCUCGUGUGUUUUAUCCCCCCUCUUUCUCACCCACGUAGUCUUUUUACUCAUGCCUGCAUGUGACAGAUUCCAACAUGUGCUCUGCUACUCCACCCCCCUCUGGUGGGCCUGAAUCUCUUCUGAACUGCAUGCAAUGCAUCAUCUCGGGAGGGGAGGAAGGGUUAGGAUGUCUGAACUCUCCUCUCUCCUUCCCUGACCCCCACCACAUACCUGCAAGCCGGAGUGAGUAAUAGAAAAGUUUUCAGCAGGUUGACACAGAAGGUGCCUGUUGAAUCUCCAGUGGCAGAGAGUUCCACAGGACUGGGUCAAUGACAUUAAAGGCUCAGUUUCUCAUUAUGGUCAGAAGAACCUCACCAACUAAAGUGGUCCCUGAGGCACCCUGGACAUGAGUGGUUCAGGGCUCUUUGUACAUUAAUACAAGGGCCUUGAACAUGGCUCAUUAGUGAGAGGCCAGCCACUUUUUAACUCAACCAAUUACCCCUGCCCUAUCUAAUGUGUCUGCAUUUGGCACUUGCUGUGGGAUUCUGCAUCUAAAGUCAUAUGCGCCUAGGUGGUCCUUCAGAAAGCCCAGUCCUCUAAGUGGGAGGUGAUAGGAUCUAGGUUGCAGCACCAAGUGUGGGCUUGAGUGUGAAUUAGAGUAGCUGAACUCUUACUUUCCUCCAAGAGGAGGCAGAUUCCUGCAGAACAGCUGGAAUGAAGUUGUUGGGGGACGAGGUGUUUGUACCUCAUCUCCACACCCUGCAUUAAAAAUGGGCAAGUCUGCCAUUUUUUGGUACAUAAAACAGGCCAGGCACACAAUGGAGAGAUUGAAUGUCACAGUCAGACCCUUAACUGAUCACUGUCAUUGUCGGAAAGGCUUGACCCCAGUUUUGGGCUGAGCAGUGGUUGUUUGUAGGACUUAAACUCUUGACACCUUUAAUGCAUCUUGAGUUUUAUGUUACAUAUUAGCUGACGGGGGGAAAGGGUAGAGCUGGGAUCCAGUGUCACAAGGAGGCUGUGCUCAGUUCUUCCAGCCCCUACUGGUUGUAGGAAAGAAGCUGUUCGCCAUGGUACCAAUAGCCAAUUCCCUCCUGCAAGAGUCAGAAGCUAGAGGGGAGGGGAGAUUUUAACCAGGGCUGUGUGUUGCACAGAGGAAAACCUUCAACCAAUGUAGGUGGGGACCUGUGGCCCUCCUGAUGGGCUGAACUCCAAAUACUGUCAGCGCCCAACCAGCAUAGCCAGUAGUCAGGGAUGAUGGGAGUUGUAGUCCAACAAUAUUGGGCGGCAGGGGCACAGUUGUUUUAACAAAAAGCAAAACCGACCCAGACAUCUAUAAAUGCAAUAAUGCAUUUAACGUGAUGUUGCUUCUUUAUUCCACCUUACCCAUUCUGUUCCGACCAAACUUCAGAUAUCCGACUGGCUGAUUCCACAUAGGUUGUCAAGAACUAUUAGCUUACUAGGUUGCCAAAUACACAAGUUGGCCCUAGUGCUUCUGGUUCUUAGGGUUGCCUGCUUACUAAAAACCAUGAUGACAAUAAUAAUAAUAAAAAACUCGCCCAGUUUCCUAUUUAUACCACACACACACACACACCUCUGGCUCUCCAGAUGUUGGGACUUCUGACUCCCACCAGGUUAGCCAGCAUGGCGAAUACUCAGGAACAGUGGGAGUUGUCGUACAACAAUGUCUGGAGGGCUAAGGUUUCCCUCUCCCCCCUCCCUGCAAACUGAGUGCCUGUUACAGGGUGAGGCCACAUUCUAGCCAACCUCUCUGAUAACAGCACAUUUUGUCAAAAGUCUCGUCCUGUUUUUUCUAGGGCUUAAAAAUAAUAAUUGCAGGGGAUUGGGAGGUUUACACUGAAACUGUACUGAGUGUGGCGCGUAAUAAAGUAGUUGCAGCUACCACCUGAACAGGGAAAACGAUUGUGUGAACUUGCCUUUUUUGCUAGAACUGAAAAGUGUUUGGUUUGAAGCACCAGCUUCUCUUGUGUUCCGACCCCACACCACCCUCUCUCUGGGGCUUGCCUGCCAUUAUCCCUCCCCUAUAUCCCCCCUUGGUCCCCAGCCUUUCAAUAGGAGGAGCCUGAAAGAAACACACCUCCAUCCCACAUUCUCUUAAAUCCAGUCACCCAAAACUAAGGGAGGGUGAAUCUGACCAUUUCAGCUGGAAGGAGUGAAUCUUUCAAUAGGAGUGCUGUCAAUUUCUGCUUAUCUCUGGUUCCUGAUAUUUCCGGUCUUAAAUCCAGUUCUCCACUUUUCCACAUCAAUAUGAUAAUAUAUAUAUUUUAAAGUCUUCGUGAAAAUUCAGCAGCAUGAAAUUUUCAUGCAAAUUUCUCAUACACACACACACACACACACACACACACACACACACAUAUAUAUAUAUAUAUAUAUAUAUAUAUAUAUAUAUAACUUUUGCAUAUUUCCUCCUCUUAUAACACCACCUUUUUAUGCUGCAUUUCACUAAUACAUGCAUUUAUCUGUACACACUUGACCUCAGUAAAUGGUUUUUUGUACACGUUACUAGGCUGGAGAACUGAAUUGCAAAAUUUGGAUAAUUAUUGAAGGCUGGGUGUGUUUCAGUUUCCACACUGUUUUGGAAAGUGCAGAUUUGGUAACAUUCUCCUUAAAAUGUGAACUGAAUCUCCCUUCUCUCCAUCUGUAUCCACAGCCCACCAUCUAUCCCCACUGCAGAAUUGCAAACCUUCUCCCUUUCUCUGACUUCCUUAUCCUCUCAUAGAGCUGAUUUUGCCAUCCAAAGCAAAUUUCUUUCCUGUUCUCCUGAGUUGACUCUUUCCCUGUCUGUUAGUUUCUUUCCCCUCCUAACUUCUGAAUCUCUUGCCUUUUGUGUUGCUGAUGUUUUUGUCCACUAACCUCUCUGUUCUGUCUUUUUUUUUAUUCUGUGAUUUUGCUCAGUGUGAGGGAGAUGUGAGUAUUAUAUUGUGUUUAUGGUGCUGUGACGUUUUGACCUGAAAUGCUUCUUAUUGUCCCACUUCCAUCCAGAAAUCUUUUUUUUUUUGAAAGAGAGUCCUCUUUGCCCAGCGGGGACUCGCCCUGGAGAAUGCACUUGAAAUGUGUGUGUGUGUGUGUGUGUGUGUGAGAGAGAGAGAGAGAGAGAGAGAGAGAGAGUGCCUGUGUAUGUGUGUGUGAGAGAGAGAGACCUGCCUGUGGCAGAAACAGCUGACUGGCUGAUUUCAUCCACAGAGCCUACAAUCAUUUCUGUUUUCCAAAGCCUUUUUGUAAGUGUUUGCUCAAGAGGCAGAGUUUUGGGGUGGGGAGAGGAGAAUGGCAGUCAGGGGGUGUGUGUACCUGUUGCGAUACAGUUUUGUUUUGUUUUAAGCUGCAAAAUUUGACUUUCAAAUUAAAGUCAAGUUUCUAGUCCUUAAUGGGUGCAAAGAUACUUUGGUGGGGGGGGGGGAUGCAUUUUUCCUGGGUUGAGAUUUCUGUUUCAGUACCUUCCCACUUUGCUCGCUUUGCACAAAUUAGGCAUCAUGCAUGUUUGCAUAAUCUGGGCAGAUCACAGAACUUCAGUGCAGAAUUCCGAUACAUGUAUUAUAAUUAUAAUUAUUAUUAUUAUUAUUAUUAUUAUUAUUAUUAUUUAUUAAAAAGCCAGAGUACACACAGCCCUGGUGUGGUUAAAGAAUGUGUGGAUUGUGUGUAUGAUUUAUCAUGGGAACUACAAGAUUAUGGUUCUCCAGCUAUAAAUAAUGGGCUGGAUAAUGGAGGAUCAGGGCUCAGACUUUCUCGAAAAGGGUAUGAGCUUUUUGGAAAAUUCCUGCAGUGCUGCGCUGUCUGACUGCAUUUUGAGCUACUAAACUCAGCCUUUUUCUCCCUAAUCCAGGUGUGGGGAACCUUGGCCCUCCAGAUGUUACUGAACUACAAUUCCCAUCAUCCCAGGCCAUUGGCCAUGCUUGCUGAGGCUAAUGGGAACUGUAUUUCCACAACACUUGGGGGGACACAGGUUCCAGACCCCUGCCCUAAUCCUUGCAGCACAGUAUUAAGGGGGAUACAUUCUCAGGCUUCCCACACUGCCUCUUGAUCACUGCUUGCAUAUGGUGGCUAUUGGCACGCAAAGAGGCUUGCCUCUUCCACAGCUCCUAUUUUGCUGGCAUGAAGCGGCUUGCCUCUUCUGCAGUUUCCUUUUUUUGUUUGUUUUGCCAGAAUGGUCAUUGUGGGUAUCUUGGCUAGACUGCAUACUUGAGCCACAAGACGUGGAGAGGCUCUCAUAACUAUAUAUCUAUAUAUCUAUAUAUAUAAUGUGCAGUCAAAAAAGAGAAAGCAUGGGCAUGACCUCAGGAUUCCUGCUCUUGACAAUGGGCUCCCUUUCUCCUUCUGCCGCUUCCCUGUCUCAGAAAUGAGGGUUAAGGUGUUCCAGACAUCCUGUUCAAGAACAUCUUGCUAGAUUGCUUAUUGCUGCCUCUAAACCUUACCUGAAUUUGGGCCCUAAGGGUGGUCACCUUCCUUUUCCUAUAAAACUGGUAUUUUAUUUUUGGCCUUGUUGCUGAGGGUUGUAUAUAUACAAUUCACAGAUGUGGGUGUGGGUGUUCCUGAAAAAAGGCAGAACUUGAGUGCUAGGUUUGGCACCCAAGAAGCAAGUUUCUCAUCACUAUUGCUUUGAAGGCACUAGUUUGCGAGUGUUUGGUGAAAACUAAGGAGGGUUUUGGGGGAGAAAAAAACUGCUUUGCUUAUCCGCCAAUCUCAGCAGGAAAAAUAUUGUGCAGAUUUGAUAAAUAGUGCCGGGGGUUUCCUAUGCGUUUAUAAUUUUAUGCAGGUUACAGUAUACUGACUCCCCUUGGCUGUCGAAAUUUAUGUAUAUUGAUGCAAAACUUAUAAAAUGAUAGCCCUGCCCACUGGACAUCUCUGCUCUGCAGAUUAAGCAUAUCUCAUUGAUUUUAAAAGUUACUCUUAAAUCAGGGUUGAGUUAGUUGUGUCUGCUUAAUUAAAUAUAUGUUGCCUUUUUGUGGUUGGAGGAAUCAGUUGGGAUAGGGGUUACUCUGUGCUUUGUCAUCUUGCCUGGCUAACUGUUUUAAAAGUAAAUGGGUGCUUCACGACUGCAGUUGGGUCAGAAGUCUUAGUGAGGGGCUGCCAGGCGCUUGCACUGGCUUUUAAACUGACCAUGGUUGUAUUCCAUGCACCUAAAUAAAUGAGGAAGCAUCUGCAGCAGAGGAGCCAAGACUUGGGGCUGUCCAGAAUGCUGCCUUUGCAGUGGCAAAUGUGCUCCCCCAAAAUACCCUUUCAGGUUUAAUGACACAGUAAGGGACGCGGGUGGCGCUGUGGGUUAAACCACAGAGCCUAGGACUUGCUGAUCAGAAGGUCGGCGGUUCGAAUCCCCAUGAUGGGGUGAGCUCCCGUUGCUCAGUCCCUGUUCCUGCCAACCUAGCAGUUCAAAAGCACGUCAAAGUGCAAGUAGAUAAAUAGGUACCACUCUGGCAGGAAGGUAAAGGCGUUUUCAUGCGCUGCUCUGGUUCGCCAGAAGCAGCUUAGUCAUGCUGGCCACAUGACCCGUAAGCUGUACGCCGGCUCCCUCGGCCAAUAAAGCGAGAUGAGAACCGCAACCCCAGAGUUGGUCACGACUGCACCUAAUGGUCAGGGGUCCCUUUACCUUUAAGGGCAAAGCAAUUGCACACGUAAUUUUCUUUGUGUUUGUGUGUCUGUCACUCCCCUUCCACACUCCAAAUGCUCUCUCACAAACUCUCCAUCCAGCACUGAGUUUUUUGAUCUGGACAAAACAACCCUUGCUUCUAGAGACUCAUUCACAUGAACUGUGAUAGAAGGAUUCCUUACUCUGAAGUUGCAGGCUACUCUUCAAACACCCCUUAAGAUGUCUUUGCUGUGGCCCAUAGCAAAUAGGAGCAGUUAGCUGGCAAGGGGCUAAACCUCUCCCCUUUGCCCACUGCAGUCCUGAUGAUGGUGUGGUCCCUUACUGCCUUAAAGGAGCUCAUGAGAAGGCCUCUCCAGAAUGAAACACCGCCACCACCCCAUUUCUAUCUAGAGAUUUAUGCUAUCUGCCACCUGGUCACCAAAAUGCCUUUCUGUUUUGGGCGCUUUGGGGUUCAGCUGGUUAUCUUGCCCCAUUUCUGCCUGGCUCUGGCCUAGUUUGGGAGCAGAACAGACUCUGAUUGCCCUGAUGGAUGUCAGAAGCCCUGGGUGCGCCUGGGACAGAUGUUCCACACAUACUCACCCCAUCAGCUGGUCUUGCUCUACUCCUGUUCCUUUCAGAAGGACUUUCACUGCAGCAUGAGAGUCCUGGUGCACCAGGCAAAGAAUGGGCAUCAUGUUUCCAACAGCGGGCAGCCCAAUCCUUUGAGGAGUCCACCCAGCACAGGGAUGAAGGCAACUGGUCUAACUUGUCUGCCCUUAGCACUUGAAUUCAGUGGUGUAUGGAUAGCUCCAUUUACUAUCUCAGCUAAUAUCCACUGACAGAUCUAUUAUCCAUUAUCACACCUAAUUUCUAUCUUAGGCCAUCACUGGGAACUUUCUGGAAGGUUGCGGGUUGGGGGUGCAGCAGCCAGAUCCUACCUGUAAUUGACAGAUGGAUAAAUUGGACUGUUUCAGUUUAUCAUUUCCCCCUUGAUCUUAAAUUCAGUUUGCUUCAUUUCCACAUCAGUUACUGUAAUUAUUAUUAUUAUUAUUAUUAUUAUUAUUAUUAUUACAUAUUUUGUAUGCAGUUUUGCCUGAUGUAAAAUAUUUGGCAAGCAUCAUUUUGAUAGCCAUCUUCAAAUAUCUGAAGGGCUGUCACAUAGCAGCUUGUUUUCUGCUGCUCCAGGGGGGUGAGCCCCAAACCAACGGAAUCAAGUGACUUUCUGAGAGUAAGAGCCAUUCAGCAGUGGAACUGGCACCAUUGGAAGGCAAUGGACUCUCCUUUGUGGGAGGCUUUUAAACAGAGGUUGGAUGACCACCUGCCAGGGAUUCUUUAGAUUCUUGCAUUGCAGGGGAGGGGUUUUUGACUAGAUGACCCUUGGGGUUCCCUUACAACUAUGAUUCUGUGAAUUUUCCCUAAAAGAAUACUUUUGGGGGGUAUAUUGCUGUUUUUCCUUAUAUGCACAUUUUGGGGGCUUUUUUUUGUUUGUUUUUUGUUUGCUUGCUUUGGUUGGGAGAACUGCAUCAUGCAGAGAACUGUGAAUUCUAAGGACAGCUGCAUUUUAUUUUGGAAAAAAUGCAAGUUCACAUUGAAGUGUGAACUGAGCAAAUUUCAGAGGGUGGGAUUAAUCUCUAGCAGUUGAAAUCUUUGGGGAAGGAGGCACCAAGUCAAAAGGUAGGCCUGAUUGAGUGGAGUCCCCGUUGGUCCAGUGAUAGCAGGCAUAGGCAAACUCGGCCUUCCAGAUGCUUUGAGACUACAAUUCCCAUCAUCCCUGACCACUGGUCCUGUUAGCUAGGGAUGAUGGGGGUUGUAGUCCCAAAAACAUCUGGUGGGCCAAAUUUGCCUAUGCCUGAGCUAUAGUUAAAGGAGCUUGCUAGAACGUAAGAAAAGCCCUGGAGCUGGAUGAGGCCAAAUGAGUCCCAUCUGGUCCAGCAUCCUGCUCUCACAGUGGCCACCCAGGUGCCCCCAAGGGAAAGCCACAAGCAAGACAAGACUGCACAAGAGCACUCCCCACCCCCACCCCCUGUAGUUUCUAGCAGCUGGUAUUUUUCAGAAGUAUUUCUGCUUCCAAAUGUUCCCCUGGAGGCCCUCUCUCUCGCAACACAAACUGCAAGGAAGCCUCUAAUGCUUCUUACAGGAAAUACCUGUCCCUCUAGUUCCCCCCCUCCCCACCCAGAAAAAAAGAAAGCCUUCCAUUCACCCUUCUGCAUGAUCUAUACGUGAAAUUCUAUUCCCCCUCCGUAGGCUGUGCCUGACUUUAACGAGACUAGACCACGUAAUUACAUUCUCUCCGCCAGCGCAUCAGCGGUAAGAUCAACUCUCUCCCUCAUCUCUUAGACAGUUUGUGCUUUAACCUCUUUUUAUUGCUCUCUCUCCUCCCCUUUUCCUUUCCCUUUAUCAUCCUGGAGCAAGCCUUUUACUGCUGGUUUUCAACAUUUUAACGUAAUGGAAGCUAUCCAGGACUGUGUCCAGAGCUUUUCAGGCAGAGGAACCUGAGUUCUGUUGAUCCAUAGGCUGAGCAGCUUGUUUUAUUGUAUUAUUAUUUGCAGUGUUUAUACUUUAUUGUUUAUUUUCUGUUUAACAAAAUUCGUACACAGCUUGAUUGUUUUGUUUUUACAAAUCUCCCAGCGGUUUACAAAGAAAAAGAAACCUUAAAGUUAUUGAUAAACCAUUAAAGUCAGGAGUUGCUAAAUAAACCACGUGCAGCCUGCAAAAAACAAACAAACCACCGUUCUAAGAUGGUUCCUGUCCUUUUAGGCUCACAAGCUAAAAAGAGACACAACACACAAGGAAAAAGGAACUGGAGGGAGGAGGAAAAAGCAAACUGUAGCACAAGCUCUAUAAGGUUACAGUUCUUAAAGUUAAUAGGGAUAUUAUUGGCAUUCUAGAUAAAGAGCAGUCCCUCCCCAGAUCAGAACUAGGAACAGAGCAGCUAACAACAUCCAGGGUGGCAGGAUAGAGAAGCAUUCUUAGGAAACUGGUGAUUGCCAUGACUCUGCUAAGAUGCUUCCUCUAUAUCUUUUCCUUCCAGUCCAGUGCUGAGCAGGGGAUGCUUUUUCUGGGCAGCUUCAUAGCCAAGUGGGGGAUUUGAACCCUGGUCCACAGGUCCUGGUCCUCACUUAAUCUCCACAACAACCCUAUGGCGUAGGCCUGGCUGAGAAAAGCGGGGAGGUGACUGUUCCGAGGUCACUAUCAGUGAACUUCAUAGCCAGGUUGCGUUCUUGAACCCUGGUCACCCAGCCCGACACUCUAACCACUACGCCACACUUCUCAAGGAAUAGCAGAGGCAAGACUGGCAGCAACGAACACUGGCUUGUCUUGGGCUCAGCCGUUCCAGGCCCACUGUGCUACAACUCUCAUCAGCCCCCAGCCUCACAUGGCCAUGCCAGCUGGGUCUGAUGGGAGCUGUAGUUCAAAACAUCUGCCAGGAGGUCCACCAGGUUGAUGAAGGCAACUUCUGAUCUUCCUUUCUCUGCUCACCACCCCCUCCUUCAAGUUCCCUUCAACGGGCGGAAAUAUUGCUUUCUGCUGGACAACAGCAGGCAAACAAAAGCCCACCCUCUCUCCCCUGUAUCCCAUUGUCUUGUUACCAAGUGCAUUUGCACGAGCUGUUCUUCCACCUCCCCGAUUGCACGAUCUAUUUGCACUGUCUCGUUAAAAUGUUGAAAACUCUGUGUGUGCCUUGUACUGUUACUUUGGGGGUCGCUGGUAGAACCACACUGAUGCCCUCCUAAGGCUUGGGACUAGCCAAAAAUGGAAGACUUAAAUGGCUUAAUCCCCCGACUCAUGGCAGGGGGUUGGACUAGUUGACCUUUGGGUGUCUUCCAACCCUACAUUUCUAUGAAUUAGGUUAAAAUGGGCCUUCUCUUGCUGGGAAGGAGCUUCUCUGUGUAUAGAGGGACGGCAUCAGUGCUGGCUUUACAGGGGAUCCUCUCUGGACCCUUCUCAGGUAGCAAAUGCUAAUAUUUGCAUGUGGUGGUGGUGGAGAUGUUUAAAGCAUUAGUGUGUCGUCCCCCCCCCCUCCGGUAAUUCCACAUGUCUUUUUCCAGAGAGGUAUUUGCAGCCCAAACCGGCAGCCUUCAGACUUGUGAUGAGGCAGAGAAGAAGUUGCUUUCUCAAUUUUAAAAGGGUGGGGAGCUUCUGGAUUCUGGCCAGGAAUCCUCCAAACAGGAAGAUUAAACAUAUUUAUUCUUUUCUUAUAUAAUUCAGGAGUGUUUAUAAACCACUUGUUUUCUUUGGAAAAAUAUAGAAGCGGUGUUUGCUGUAUAACAAUGCAUUCGGAAGAAUGCAUUCUAUAAAACGUUAGUACAAAAGCAUAUGGAAACCAGGAGCUUGAGAGGUCCAGGCAAAUUGGUUAGAUCGUUCUCCAUGGGCUGCAACAACUAUCUUGAGCAGGCAGCACCCUGGGGAUGAUAGUAGCAUACAAUACAAGUGGCCAUCCCUUCAAGAGGGGAAAGGCUGUAGUUCAGUGUUAAGAGCCUCCCUGCAUGCAGAAGGUCACAGGCUUAAUUCCCAACAUUGUCCUCAGGUAAGGCUAGGAAAGACUCUGGUCUGAAAUCUCAGAGAGCUGCUGCCAGUCUGUGUAGACAAUACAGUCAUACCUCGGGUUGACGUAGCUUCAGGUUAAGUAUUUUCGGGUUGCGCUCUGCGGCAACCCGGAAGUAACAGCGUGUUACUUCCGGGUUUCACCACUUGCGCAGGCACUCAAAAUGAUGUCACGCGCUGGUAGGGAAGCAGCGAAUUGCGACCCGCGCACGCACAGACGCUCUACUCAGGAUGCAAACAGGGCUCCGGAACGGAUCCCAUUCGCAUCCAGAGGUACCACUGUACUGAGCUAGAUGUGCUCAGUGAUCUGACUCAGUAUAUGUUCCUUUUUUCUUUUCUUUUUAAAGAAAUCCAGCCCUUUAUUUGGAACCUGAGGACUAGAAUUUCGCCUUAUUGUUUUAAGGCAAGGCCAAGGCUCAGAGCCCCCGUUUCCCCGAGUAAGCAGUGUUCAGGUGGCAUCAGGACCACAACCACCUCCAGAUAACAGCGGGGCUACCCUGCCCCAUCCCAAAGGUUGUAAUCACAGCAUCUGCCUCAAGGUGUUUUGUCUACAGCCCAGCAGAAGAGAGGGAGGGGUCUUGCAUGCUGAUAACUUGGCUGGAUUCUGUCUCUGGGCUGCAAUUCGCCAUCUUCCUCUCCUCUCUCCCCCAAAAGGGCCACUUUUCUUUUUGCUACCUGCUCUGCGCUUUGCUGUUGGGUUGUCUGAGUGAAUUGGCCGGCAGGAAAUAUAUUAUUCUCCCCACCAACACCAACCCCCGUUAAUUGUAUGGAUGGGUUUGAGGACCACCACUGUCUUCAAGGAUCUGGCUUAACAGGGUGAUGUACUGAGAUGCAAGAGUGUUAACCACCAAGGAAAUUGCAUCGGUUCUUUCCAACUAACCAGUCAUCUGGACCAAAAGCCAUUUUGAAAGAACGAUGCAUUCUGAUGGUCCUUGCAGGGGUGUGUUUAUUUUUUCUCUUGUUAAACACACACACUCCCUUGCAAGGCACCAAUACCUCCCAACCCUUAGAAAUAGGGACCCUUACAAUGUCACACCCUUCCCUCCUCCAGAUUCUUCACAAGUCUAAGUUGGGGGGAGGGAUGGGGGGAAGGGGGUGGUUAGAAGUGAUUGCUCCACUCCUAGAUGCAACUUCUCUUUUAUUUUCUUGCCAAAAUGUAGAUGACAAGUAGUGUUUGCAUCCCAGCUUUUUCUCUUAGGAGCCCAAGGUAGUGUACAAAUUUCCCCCACCUCAAUUUAAUCAUCACAACAAUCCCACGAGCUGGGAGAGACUGAGAGGCAGGGACUGUGACCCGAUGUCACACACGGGGAGCUUUGUGGCCAGAGUGGGUUGUGUGUGUAUGUGUGUUGAACCCUGUUCUCCCCUGGGUCCUAGCCCGACACUCUAACCACUAGGCCAUACUGGCUGCUGCUGAAACGUCCUUGCGAAUUGGAACCCUCCUCUUGGAAACUUAAAUUGCUACAUUGGUCAUUCCUGGUUCCUGCCCGGAAUAUCCAACUUGCAGCUUUCUAAAUCCCAUAGGAUCAAUAUCUGCUAAUGGAACCUAGCCUGUGUUGACUAAGGGUGGGGUGGCUGUGGUAUGCUGUGGUAAAGAAAUGUUGAAGUCUCCUCUCUGGAAGGUGUCAGCACCCUUUUCUCCCUUUUCCUCUGCCCCCUAACCUGUCCGCGCAUUUACUUUAUUUAUUUUGUGAACCGAGUGUUGCAUCUGUUGUCUGGUUCCAUAACCCAGAGCCCAAAUGCCAGUAGAUGUCAGCAGACAGUCUUGCUAUGACCCAAAUUGUCCGAGUUAGUUAAAAAAAGUGGGGGGUGGGGGUAGAGAUAUUAUGUGGUUGUGUAAGAAGCCUUAACUUAAGUGUGAGCGGUCUCUGGCUACCUGUGUUGUGUCCUCUGCACUCCCAUCUGUGUAAUGGGUUCAUGCUCACCUUUUGUUUUUAAAAACAAAAACAGAAAAUUAUAAUGCGCCAUUUUCAUAACCAAUAUGAGGCAACUGGAAAACAGAAUGUAUGUACAGUAUCUGCCAGAGUCAAGACUAGAAUCUAGUAACUAAAAUUGGUCCCUGUAGCACUGGCCUUCCAUGGGAGGUUGUUGGUGAGAAUUAGAACCUUUAUUUUUAGGGGGAAGUCCAUCGGCUCAGUGGCAGAGCAUCUGCUUUGCAUACAGAGGGUCCUGGGUUCAAUCCCCAUUAGCCUCUCCCCUGCCUGAGACCUGGGAGAGCUGCUGCCAGUCAGUGCAGACAAUAUUCAGCUAACUGGACCUAUGGCCUGACUCAGGAUAAGGCAUUCUGCUGUGCUCUUGUUUAAUCCAGGCCUUUAUUCAAAAUGAUGAGGACUAGAAUCUUACUCAUUUUUAAUGAGAAAGGCCACAGCUCUGUGUUUUAGCAACCACUUUGCACACAGAAGGUCCCGGGUUCAAUACUCAUUGGUAUCUCCAGUAGACAGUGUACUGAGCUGGAUGGACCAAUGAUCUGUCUCUGUAUUGGGCAGUUUCCUAAGUCCUCCUCCUCCUCCUCCCUGUUCCUGAGCCUGGAACUACAGAUACCAUUAAAUACAUCUAACUUGGCAGUGCUCCACCAGUCAGGGGUGCAGGUACAGCUGCUGAAAACCUGGCUUGUGCAAAAUACAAAGAGUUGCCCCUCUGGAAAUGGCCUGGGUGGGUAGCAGCUUUCCAAAGCAGAGGUCUCACGUCUGGGAGGAAGCAUCGCUGUCUGCUCUCAUUAUUGCUGGUGGCAGGGCCCCAUUGUUGUUGUCGUUUUGUUCCUCUGGUGUGCCCUGUCGUUGCCUCUUCCAACAGUUGUUUUCACUGUGGAAUGUUGCUUUUCGGUGUCUUCCAACGCUGACCUUUUCCUGUUUGCUCUGUGGCCCCAACAGCUUUGGAGUGACGAGGUGGAAAAAGUAAGUAUUUGCCAAUGUUCCAGCUCUCCGAUUUUUCCUUUGCUAGAAAUGUCCAUGAUGAGAAUGAGUUUCACGGGGGGAAAGGCCAAAUGGUAGAGCAUGUGCUUUGUUUGCAGGCAGUCCCAGAUUCAAUCCACAGCAUCUCUGGAGGUGGGAAAGAGCCCUUGCCAGAAACUCUGUAGAACCGCUGCCAGUCAUUGUCAACAAUAAAGAGCUACAUGCACAUGUGCUGCUAUUUAAUCCAGCCCUUUGUCCAGAAUUAUGAGGACUAGAAUCUUGGCUGCGGCAGGGAGAGCUGUAGCUCCAUGCUGGAGCAUCUGCUUUGUGUACAGAAGGUCUGAGCUUCAGUCCCCUGUUUGAAACCCCCAGGGAGCUGCUGCCAUUCAGUGUGAACAGUUCUGAGCUAGAUGGACCAAUGGUUGGUGGACUCCGUUGAAAGCGGUUUCCUAUUUAAUUCCACCUUUUCUUCAGAACCAUGAGGACUAGAAUCUUACUUUAUUUUUAGGGCAAGGGCCGUAACUCAGUAGCAGAGCACAUACUCUGCAUGGAGAAGUUCCCCCCCUUUUAAAAUCCCCAGUGGGUAGGGCUGAGAGAGACACCAGCCUGAAACCCUGGAAAGCCACAGCUGCCAGUCAGUGUAGCUGAGAGAUGGUGGAAGUCCCAGUGGAGGGAUCCUGUUCUAGGGAAGGCUGGCAGGGAGGGACCAGGACAGGGAGGUGUGUGUGUGUGUGUGUGUGUGUGUGUGUGUGUGUGUUUGUGUGUGUAUGCCAUGACAUCACAGAAGGACCUUGUGUGAGUGUGGCUGUUGGGCCAUCGAAGAAGGCCCCUGUGUGAGCAUGGGUGUUGUGAUGUCACAAAAGUGGGUCCUGUGGGUUGGGGAUGCUGUUGACAUCACAGAAGGUCCCUGUGUGAGUGCAGGUACUGCAGCAUCUUACUGGUUGGAGGCAAGGGUGCUGUGACGUCAGAGCAGGGCAAUCUUCAUGUGGAUGAAAGGAGGAUGUUCUUUGAUGUGAGGUGGACCAGGGGACAUAUGGUGGCAGGUUGGCUUUUGGAAAGCCACAAGCAGAGGCCCAGCAAGGUCAGGGGCAGUGUUAGGCUGUCAGAGCAAGGCAAUUCAUGCCUUGAUGAAAGGGGCGGGUGCUCCAAUGGCUGGCAGGCGGGUGGUCAGGGCUCUGUGUGGACGCUGUGAGGUCACAGGAGGAGGCCUGGCGUGUGGAAGGUUCAGGUUCUGUGACGGCAGAGUGCAGAAGCCUAAACAUGUCAAAGGGCAUGGGUGCUUUGUUGCCUGGUGGGCUGAGUUCUGCUUAGAGGUGAGUGGUGUGCAUGUUCUGACAUCAGAGAAGGAAGGUGGAAGCAGACGCUCCCACUGGUGUCAGGGAAGGGGUGGGGAGUGGCAGCGCGGGGUCUGCCCUAAGUGUUUCUGUGGGUCAGGAGGUGACUGCUGUGACAUCACAGGAAGAAGAGGAAAGGAAAGAGUGUGCAGUUGUCAGGGAAGGAGAACCUUUUGGUCCAUACAGCUCGUUAUUGCUCACACCAACAGGCAGCAUCUCUCUCCAGGGUUUCAGACAGAAUCUUUCCCCAGCCCUACCUGGAGAAGUCAUUGGGGACUGAACCUUGAACUUUCUGCAUAGACACUGCCUGCUUUAUCACUAAGCUGUGGGUAUCCUUCCACCUCCGUUUUUUGCUCCGUUAGGCUGGCACUUUGACCACGGAACCCCUGCCCCCACUAGCGACUGGAUAUGAAGGUUGAAAAGGCCAAGAAAUUGUGAAUCUGCUCAUGAAUCUUAGUACCACAAAAUCUUCAGAGAGGCUGGACAAGCUUAUUGACUUGGACAGAGAGUGGCUUCCUAAACGUAUUUGUUUUUCCUCUCCGUAGCUGAUGACAACACAUCUUCUAGGAGCUGCUUUGCAGAGUGGGGUGCUCUCAUUAUUUUGGCAGUUCCCAAAUGGGCUCACCAGACAGUUGCAGGACCCACAAUGACCCUCCGCAGAGCAUCAUUCGGGAAACUCACUGUGGGAAAACUCAUGUUGCUGCCCCCUUGUGGCCAAUGUCCUUUUAAAAGGAAAGUGGGCCCAGUGGAGGAUGCCUCCUGAUGGUGAAAGUUCUGGGCAGUAAGGCUGGUUGCCCUUAAAGCAUUCCUGCUGUCUCUUCUUCCCAUGGCAGCUGGGGAGAGUUUCUGCAUUGCGCAACAGAGAACUCCAACGCAACAAAUGCGCUAGAGGGAAAAGUCAAGGCACAACAGGUUGUGCUCUCUGUCCCUCAGCAAAGUGACCAGGAACUCGUUUUCUGUAUUCUCGCUCACAACAAAAUCCCGCAAGCAGAAAUUUUUUUGCUAACGGGAACAAAUAUACUGCUCAGUGCCUGCAUUGGAUGCAUCCUGUUCUUUUACUUUAUUUCUACUCAGGACCAUUGAGCACACAUUUUUUAAUAUACCCAUUUAUGCCCCUACCAUCAAGCUCCAUAAGGCAGCAGAACGAGAUGUGAAAACUUUCACAACUUGAAUUUAAUUAAAACAGCUGCAGCAAAAGCGUAGGGACCGCUAACGAUCUAUUCUCCCCAGGGCCCUCUGAAACAAUAGAAUAUUAAUGCUGUCUAAACCUCUUUAAUGAAGGAGCCCUGCUGCUGGCAUUCUUUCUUGGGUGGAUGUCCCGCAGUUUAGGAUGGUUGGCUUAUGAGCUCUGACUCUUGUAAGGGCUGAACUUUCCCCAGAAUGAAACAUUUGGAGUGGAGAAAGGGGUUGUUCAGGGGGGAGGGGAAUGACCUAGCAGUGAUUCUCCCAUUCACAACUAUUUUAUUUCAAGAAAAUUAUGCACCAUUUGAUUGUAAGGAAAACCCUUGAAGCCAUUUACGAAAAGAAUAAAACAAGGAAAUUAUGGGUAAAACCUUUUUUUAAAAAAAAAAUAAAACCCGCAAUAAAGUAAAACCAGAUUAAGGCACAAGCCAGCAUUCUGCAUAUCCGGACAGGCUUUGCCUAACCCAAAAUGUUUUUAGUAGGCACCGAAAAGUGUACAGUGAAGGUGCCUGCCUGAUGUCAAGAGGCAGGGAGUCCCAAAUUGUAGGUGCUGCCAUACUAAAAGAUCAAGUUCUUGCACAAGUGAAACUGGUAUUACGUGGCACCUGUAACAGCACCAGUUUCACAGAUCAAAGCUAUUUAUUAUCCACCCUUCACCCUAAGCAACCAGGGCAGGUCAAAACUAUUUAAAAUGCAAUAUUUUAAAACAAAUGAACUACAAUCACAAGAAUAGGGUGGGUCCUAAAAAAAUAAAUCUCAAGGGUUAAAGGUCAGGGCAAAUAGGUGCAUCUUCAGCAUACAACAAAACCUUUACAGGGAAAGUUCCUGGUGCAUCUCUGUGGGGAGGGAAUCCCAUAACUUGGGGAAGGCACUCCCUGGGGCUGCCUCCCCAGCAUUUCUGAGGGUGGCAGAACUAUCAAGAUCUGCUGAUCUUAAAUGUCCUAUAGGUCUGUAAGGAAGGAGGCAGUCCCUUAGAUAUUUGGGGCCUGAGUCGUUCUGUGCUUCAAACAAUAGCCUGAUCACCUUCAAAUGGGCCCGGAAAUGAACCGGCAAAAAGAUCAGGCUGUGUGUUCAGCUUUUUCCAGCUUGUUGACUCCUUUCCCUUGCUCCCCAAAGCCUCUGUGAUAGGAGAUGGGAAACCUUCUCAGCCAGAGGGCCAUAUUCCCAAAUAGGCAACAUUCCAAGGGCUGCAUGGGAGUGGCCAAUGGGGCCAGAGCUGAAAGCUGGCACAGCGAAGGAGGCAACUCUCACUUUCAUUUAUCGUUUCCUCUCAUCCAGUUUCUAGCCACUUCAGCAAAAGUCAGAGGAUUUAUACACCCCCUCCCCCAUCCAGGCAAGAAAAAAAGCAUUACUACAGUUCAACGACUUGUUCCAACCAGGCGAAAGCUCUCAAGGAGUGGCUGUGAGGGGGGCUCAGAUGGUGAAAGGGAGUCUAAUUGGGCAAGGGUCCAAGGGCCAGACUGAGAGGUCUAGGGAUCCACAUUUGAUUCUCAGGCUUGUGGCUCCCCAUCUCUCCUCUCCGAUGACACCCCACUCUAUUGCUCUGUAGGCAGAACACGAGCUCCGGAUGGCCCAGACUGAGUUUGACCGGCAGGCAGAAGUGACCCGUCUCCUCCUGGAAGGGAUAAGCAGCACACACGUGAGUCUCUCUGGAAAAGACAUUGCGUUGCUAUUCAUGCCAAGAGGCACACAGCACUUCAUUGUUAAAACAGUUCCAUUGUUGAAACAAAUCCAUUCACACAUACAACUUUCAAGAUCUGGACAAAAUGGGCAAAGAUUCUGGUCCCAGGCCUCUCACCCAUUAUUUCAUUACAGUUCCACCAUGGUUCUCAAAAAUAAAUAUAGAGCCUAUAAUGUAGGUUGGUUCUAAACACCUAGAUGCCUAGCCUGUAUAAAACCAAACAGUUCUCCCAUGUGUUGGAGAAGAUGUCCCACUAUAGGGACAUAUCAGCACAUGGGGUGGGAGUGUCCCAAAAAUAGAAAAGUUAUGGGGAAAUGUACAGUGGUGCCCCGCAAGACGAAUGCCUCGCAAAACGAAAAACCCGCUAGACGAAAGGGUUUUCCGUUUUUGCGUCGCUUCGUAAGACGAUUUUCCCUAUGGGCUUGCUUCGCAAGACGAAGGGCUUGAUCCGCGCCGCGUGCAAACCGCUUUCACCGUCAAUCUAUCUAUGCGGCAGCGGGGAAUCUAAUAGUAAUAGCAAUCAAUACAUUAUUAGCGUCCGGAAACACAGCCGGUGGUGAUGCUGCCCCGCGCCGCUUCGAAAAGUUCCUAGGCUUCAGCCUUAGAACUGGGAGGGGACCUGGCGGCGACACCCGGCUCGGGGUGGGAUUUCCCCGUCUGCACUCUUAGCACGCGCGGCGACCGCUAGAUCCUGAGGACGGCAGACUGGGCGGGGGGGCAUGAAAAGUUUUGCCUGCCCAUCUCCGAGGAAGCGGGGGGAGAUGAUCCCUGUCAAGGGAAGAAGGGGGCACCCAUUUGCCAGCAGCCGGUGCCCCCGAACCGAGGCUGGCGCCAUCGCCUGUCAAAGUGACCGCAAAGGCGAGCUCCGGUCGCGCGGCCGAGGGAAGCCCCGCUGUGGGUCGUCCAAAGUCAGCCCGAGCACGCCAGUCACCUAAAAGGCAUGGAGAGACGGAGGGAGCGCGCGAGGAUCCCGGUGCAGAGGAGGCUCCUGCAGCAAAAUAAAGGCAGCCGGCAGCCGGAGGGCUCCAGAACACGGAGCUGCGGCGGGGCCGUCGAUGGCGUUGCCGGAGACUCCUCCCUCUGGGCCUCGCUCUCUCCGCUUUCGCCGCUGCUUGCCCUGCCUGUGAUCGGCCGGGCUCAUCGCUUCGCUCCGCGGAGCGCUGCACAAAGGCGUGGCGGGACAGGUGUCCGGGAACGCUUUGGCUGAGCGCGCCCCGGGAUCGGAGGUGUGGGGUGCUUGCUGCAGAUCGUAUCUUCCGGGGUCGCUGGGAUGGCGGCGGUCAGGGCUUGUGUUAUGUAAGCGCGUCAGGAGGGACUGCUUAAGAGGCCGGACGAGGCUUAUGCAAUGGCCAGAUGCUCCCUAGGGGUCGAGGCUUGCAGUUGCGGGAACGAGUUUAUACCUGUAGCCGCUAAGCCGCUAAUAGCCGUGCUUCGCAAGACGAAAAAAACCGCAAGACGAAGAGACUCGCGGAACGGAUUAAUUUCGUCUUGCGAGGCACCACUGUACUUACAGAAAUAUCUUUGAUUACAAGGCAGACAGUCCCCAUGGCCCCAAGACUGGCAUUACUUAAUUUGUACAGUAACAUUAUGUUGCAAAUUAGAAACAAAGAACUCAUAACAUAUCUGUUAACCACUACAAGAGCAACUAUUGCCAGGACACAGAAAUCAUCACAGAUUAAUUAUUAACUAUGGAGCAAUGGCAUAAUGCAAUUUGGCAAGCAACUUUACUGGGAAAACUUACACAAAUAUUAAAAGUAGCACGAGGCCAAAAGAAACCCAACUUUUUUAUGCAGUAUACUGUAACUUUUAUUGAUUACACAAAUAAUGAGGCAUAUGGUAGAAUAGUACCCAUAGUUUACAGCAAAGUCUGGUGUGCACAAACCCUUUUUUUAAAAAAAAAAUCCUCCUGUCAGGGGUUCAGGGAGAGAGGCACAGGGUAGGCAGGAGAUGGAGAGCGAUGGGGAGGAAUUCCAAGCCAGCGAGGAAGAGGAUGACAAUGACUCAAGAGAUUCCAUGAGUCUUUCCAGCGAAUCAGAGGAUUCCCAGAAGGGGCGCCGGUGGUCAAGGCCAGGGAGCCCCAGGGGGGAAGUGUCAGGAGCAGGGUGCCAGCGGAGGAUCCCAAAGUGGCAGCUGGGCGUCAGGACCAGCCUCCCCACCAGAGUGCAGCGAAGGGGGUGGAGUUUCCAGUGUGUCAGAGGAAGCAGCUCCAGCAGCAGAGAAAGGAGGGGGGGUCAGAGCAAGCCGCCCUCCCGGAAGGGGAGGGGAGCAGUGAAGGGAGUAGUGUAACUGUCAAAAGGAAAGUUAGAGGUUUGGCGCGCGCGCCUAGUUCAAAUGUAGAGGCGCGCGGAAGUGCAGGGAGCCCGGAGGAGGGGCCAGGUCCCAAAGCCCGCAGGAGGGGGAAGAGCAGUCUGAUUCCGCGUCAGAGGAAUCCAGGAGGGGCGAAACCCCAGUGGGCAGAAGGACCCUGCGGAAAAGGAAGGAGAGACAGAGCUGGAGCAGCGCAAGUCUCUUAAAUUGGUGCAGGGGAGGGACUGACUCAGAGGGGACUUCAGCGGUCUAGCGUAAGAGACGUAAGGCUGCGCGCCUAGGAUGUCAAGCAAACCAUGUACUGCAAUAAACACCUUUGUAUAUAAGAAGACAUAGGCGUUGGUCUUUUGUGAGCUAAGACUUGAGGCAGCCUUGACACCUCCCCUCUUACAAAUUCCUAUAAAUUAUAAUUGUUGUUGAUGCAGAAUACAUUUUACUAAUGGUUACAAGUCUAAGCAAUUCAUGUCAUUUCAUAGCUGUAGAAACUAAUAAUUUUGGCAUAUAUACUUCGACACAACUUUGUUAAUGUAUUCAGAAAUGUUUGAGGGUUUUAUAUUUUUUUUAAUGUAAUUGUUGCAUGCCAUAUGUUCUAAUGCACACAAAGAUAUAUCUAAACGCAACCAUGUCAAACAGCUUAAAGAUGAAAAUGAAUAAAAACUAUUUUACAAAAUGAAAAAGAAAACCAGAUAAGCCUUGCAGCUGGAUCCACCAGAUGCCUCGAUGGGAAGCCUCCCAGUAGAGCCCCCUCCUCAGUGCCUGGACCUCACCAUUUUUCUCCUUCUUUCUUCAGGUCAAUCACCUUCGUUGUCUUCAUGAGUUUGCUGAAGCUCAGGCCACAUACUAUGCCCAAUGCUACCAGUACAUGUUGGACUUGCAGAAGCAGCUGGGAAGGUAACAAGCUGUCCCAACGAGAUGCGUCCAUUUGGAAACUUGGGUCACAACUGCAACCAUACAUUUACACCCCUCUCAUACCAUUCCCCACCCCAGAAAAAGAGAAUACGGCAAGCUGUAGUUUAGGAAGGGUGCUGGGAACUACAGUUCCCAUGAUUGCUUUUAAAGUGGAGUUAGACUUCUUUAAAUGUAUGGUGAUCUUGGGUUUAAUCCAACACAGGGCUAAGUCUCUCCUUUUGCCAGUGCAGGGAUUUCUCCUUGCACAACAGAACAUUCUUCCCCCACCCUAAAUCUAUUCCAGAGGUCCUCCCAACCAAUCAGAGGGGAUUUGGGCAGGGCCUGGGGCCUAUGCGGGGGGGGGGAGUGGAAAGUCCCGUUGCACAAGUGGAAAUCCGUGAGCUGAUGGGACAGGGCAGUUGAGCACCAUCCAUUGUUCUUAGCUCCAUGACUCUUAACUGUUCCACCCUCCUCCUUUUUAAUAUAUGGGGGUGGGUUUGGCUUUACCUACUGCAGGGGUCUGCUAGCCACUGUCCUGCCUGCCCCCAGCUCAGUCUUGUGGUUUGUUUUCCUCCAUGAACAAGCACCUGCCACCCAUUCACAUUAAACCAUGUUUCUUUUUCAUUCGGGGCUUAAUGCAAUGUGCAGACCAAACUAGCGUGCAGGGAUUUGGAUGCAUGAAAUAAGUAUUUACGACAAGCCUCCUUGGAGCCCCCUUCUGUUGCUCAGGUGGCUGUGAGACAUAGGCAGCGGAACUCAGGCCAGGGACCCGAAUGCGGCCCUCAAGGCCUCAUGUCUGGUCCUUGGGUCUCUCUGCAAGCCACACCCCUAACUAGCACUCUGCACCCCCUUGAGUGUUUUUACCUGUCUGGGAUGUGUCCUUGAACUCUGAUACCUGUUGGCUGCCUGGAUGGAGGACAGAGAAGGGUAUGCACAUGCCACCGAAUUUUUCAUGGCUGAAUUAUUAUUUUACAUGAAUAAAUUUACCCUACUGCACAGAGGUAAGAGUCACACCCGCAGCUCAUCCUCCUCCAGGCCUCUGGCCCUGUUCACUUCCGGCAUGCAGCCCUCAAAGGUUUGCCCCAAAGAGAAACCUGCCUUGGGCUGGGAAAGCUUCCCUGCUUUUGCUCUCUGGGGUUGGUCCUGCAACUUUUCUUGACACAGGAGGGCUGUUCAUUGUCUUCUUCUGUCCCUUUCUCUUCCCAUGCUUUCAGUUCCAGAGGAGAAAUGUAAGUAAAAGACCAAAGACAUUCUGGGUAAUAGAGAGCUAGGGUAGGACAGAUGAAGGGGGAAGAACCCUUGGCAAAGUGUCUUCAUUGUGUUGCCUUUUGCAUUCAUGGCACACUGCUUAGCUCCGCUAGAGAAGGCUUCUUUUCCGUGAUCCCUGCUUUUACAGAAGUGACCUCUCAGGCGGACACUGGGCUGUCCCCCCACCCAACUCCAAGAGUUUUCCUUAUCUCGGACUUCCGGGGUGGCGCCAUCGGUAAUGGCGGACUCCCUCUGAACUGGAGGGACCAGCUCCGCAUGAAACGGGUCUUUUCCGCUACGGCGAAGUGGGGACCCUUCUGGAAAUCACAGGCAGAUGAAGCCUGUGACCGUGGGACUCGGCGGGCACCCCUAGCGCCCCCCCAACCCGCAAAGGAACCCACUAACGGGCUCCGGGCGAAGAGGGGAGUGGCGCGGUGCUGUGAGUCAAUUGCUUUUUCCGUGGAGCGAAGCCGCAUAGCCGUUGCCGGAGAGCGCUGCCUUUUUCCUGGGACAAUUUGGCAUCUAAAAUAACCACCCGUGAGUACUGGAACAUUGAACAUUUGGACCUUAAAUAAGAACUGGCAAAAUAGAAAGGAAUUUGGACUUAAAAAUUUACCUUAAUUUGGUACUGAAACAGUAAGGUCUAAACAGGAAGUCAGCCUUCCGUUUCCUUGUAGCCAGAAUAAAGCAAAGACAACGUAAACUAGAGCUUUAAAAAUCACUUUCAAAGGAUUGGUUUUCAUCAUUUAAAAUUGCUGAACCCCCCCUUCGGCAGCAGGAGAAGAAGGGGGAUCUUUUUUGGGCUGUUUAAACCUGCAGAAGUGAGUUUAAAGCAAAGUAAUUUUCCACCGUCCUGAUCCUGGAGCAGGGUGUCAGAAUUGACGUUUGAAGCUCAUUGACCAGAAACAAAUGUCUUUGACAGAUAGUUAAAAGAAGAGAAACAUAGUGAUUCCAUUGUUUCCUUUCGCAUUUUAAGAAGAACAAAUAUGGACAAAAUACCUUAAAAAGAAACUUUGUUGCUAUUGUUUUUAAAAGAAAGAACAAUCAGAAGAUUUCCCUAGAGGGGACUGUGAAAUUGUAACUAAUUCCUGGGAGCUUGCAGCUGCCACAGAUUACAACCAUGGGAAAGGAUUUGUGACCUUGCAGGACAAUGUCGUCAGAAGCACUGUUGGGUGCUCUCUGCAAAAUAAAUGCCCUAUUGGAUCAGUUAAGCCAGAAGACGGAUUUGAUGACUAAUGCGGCCAGAACCUUUGAACAGGUAGUGGGAAAUUAUAUGGAGCCCACCCAGGAGCUAAAACAGGAGUAUGCCAUGACAGAACAGCUGAGAGAAGAGGAUGCUGCUGAAUCUUGGGCGCCAGAGACAGAGGGAGCUGCGGCCCAGCAGGAACAUAAUUUUUUGGAUUUGACAAAUGAACUUGGAAAAAACCAGACUUGGAAAGAUAAAGUUUGGUUUGGUUUGGAAAUGGGGGGUUGGACAGACCCCCCUAUACAGGGAGAUUUGGACUUUGGACUUUUCGAGUCUGGCAAUGGGCCGUCAGAUGUUUGGAGCUGUGGGGGCUCUCAAUUUUGGAGGGAAUCUGAAACAUGUUUUUAAAUACCACAUAGAGUCUAGUCUGGACUAUGGAAAAGGGGCUGAUUUGUUGAAAAGGGUCAAAAAUAUUACCAAGCUGGAGUUCCCACGAAUGAAAGGAAAAUAUGAAGAAGAGCUGCGGAAGGGACAUGGAAGAGACUUGAGGGCCUCGGAUAUAAGAUUACCAGGUUAAUGUGCUAGAUUAAUAGGAUAAAAAGGACUGACAAAACCCGGGACCAGGAGAAAGGGACGCUGGAUGAAGAUUGGAUUGUUUAUUUCUUUUUUUUAUUAUCAUUAGGAUUGUUCUAUAAAAUUGAUGAAUGCUAGAAAAAUGUUGAAAUGAAAUUACUUGGCUCUUGUAAAAAUGUCUAAAGAAUUUGGUAAGAAUGUUAUGGUUAGGAGAAGUUGGUAAAAAUAAGAUUUAAGUUUUAAACUUUAAGGUUUUCUAUAAGAUAAGAUGAAAAUAGAUUAAGGUAAUGUAAUGACAGAAUACUAUGAAUUAUGGAAAGGAUUUGCUGCGAUUAUUAUUAAUCAGGAUACAAGAAAAGGGAGGAGGAGGAGGUCAAAGAAAGAAGGUAUUGAAAGGGGAGAAUUUGAGAAUGAUGGUUUUAUUUUUUAUUUUUAUUUUUCUGUCUUGUCUUUUUUUUGUGUAAUUAAAAUUCCCCCCCCCCAAUAAAUAUCAUUUAAAAAAAAACCAAGAGUUUUCCUUAUCUAUGGAUAAAGGUUUACUGUUGAGUUUAGGGGUGUGAGCAUCUUUUUUCUUAACAUGUGCAUUUUAAAUCUUUUGUUUGUAAAUUAAUAAAUGAAUGGCAUUUCCACCGUGGCCUUUCUCCCCGAGGAGUCUAGGGCCUCAAACAACAAGCGAUAAAAAGCAUAUUGGAAACCAAUUCCGAUAAAGACGCAGACUGGGAUAGACCUCAGCUUUAAAAAGGACUAUUGAAAGUUGAAGCUCUUCUGAAGGUGCCAAAGAUGACAGAUGUGUCACUUUUCUGAUAGCCUUUUAUUUUAUUUUAUCCUGCUUUGCAUGGGAGAAACACCUGACCAACCUGUUAAUAAAUGAAGUAGAGGUACCUGUUGUGUGAUGGGCUCAGGCCCGAUCACCCCUGUCUCUUACUCUCCCUUUUCUUUCCUCUGCCUUGCAAAGGCUUCCUGGAACUUUUGUGGGCAACGCAGAGUCCACCUCACCUCCGCCAGCCACUGCCUCACCCACCACCAUUGCUGCAGGUGCUGCCACAGGCCCAGCUGUACCCAUCAUUCCAGUGGUGCCCACUGUCAUUGGAGCACCCAACUCUGCCCCUGCUGUUGAAGCCCUGAACCCCAGUGAUGUGAAGCCCCCUGCCAGCGGGACACGGAAGGCCCGGGUCCUCUAUGACUAUGAAGCCUCAGACAGCACUGAGCUGUCUCUGCUCUCAGAUGAGGUUGGUGGUUCUCUCUUUUCUGCCAAGUGAUGCUACAGACAAAAUGUGGUUCAGGGGCAAAGCUGUUGUGUUGUUUAUUUAUUUAAUAAAAAUUAUACACCACUUGAUUGUAAAGAGAAGGGGGGAUGGAACCCCAGUUUACAAAAAAAUAGAAAAGCAAUUAUUUUUUGUAAACUGGGGUUCUUUCCCCCCCCCCUUCUCUUUACACACAGGUGGUGCUGUGGGUUAAACCACAGAGCCUAGGGCUUGCCGAUCAGAAGGUCGGCGGUUCAAAUCCCUGCGAUGGGGUGAGCUCCCGUUGCUUGGUCCCUGCUCCUGCCAACCUAGCAGUUCGAAAGCACGUCAAAGUGCAAGUAGAUAAAUAGAUACCACUCCAGCGGGAAGGUAAACGGCGUUUCUGUGCGCUGCUCUGGUUUGCCAGAAGCGGCUUAGUCAUGCUGGCCACAUGACCCGGAAGCUGUACGCCGGCUCCCUCGGCCAAUAAAGCAAGAUGAGCUCCGCAACCCCAGAUUCGGUCACAACUGGACCUAAUGGUCAGGGGUCCCUUUACCUUUUAUAAAAGCAAUAGAACUGCCCUUAACAAUUUUAAAUUUUGAAGUUAAAAUAACAAUAGAGUAAAAACAGAUGGAAACUCACAUUAGCUUUCUAAGCAUCUGGGUGGGCAUGUCUAAAUAAAAACCUUUCUAGCAGGCACCGAAAAGGGUGUGGCAAAGGCACCUGGCUGGUGUCAAAAGGCAGGGAGUUCCAAAGUAUAUGUGCUGCCACACUAAGAGAUCAAGUUCUUACAAAUGCAGAGUGGAUAUUUUGUGGCACCUUUGGUAAUGCCACUUCUGCCGUUUGAAGUGGUCAAAUGGGCACAUGUAGGGUAGGCGAUCUUGUAAACUGGUCCCAAGUUGUUAAGGGCUUUUUAUAUGCUAACAGUAACACCUUGAACUUGACCCUGUAGCAAAUGGGCAGCCAGUGCAGAUCUCUGAGCGCAGGUGUGAUAUCCUGACAAGGCCUCACUCCUGCCAGCUAACACUCUGCAGCACCAACUGCAGUGUUGCUGGAAACCACAGGACGGGAGGGUAAUCUUGCGCUUGGAUCCUGCUUGUGGGAUUCCCACAAUGGGCAACUGGUUUGCCACUGCGAGAACAAGAUGCUAGACCUGAUGGUCCAUUGGCCUGACCCAACAAGCUGCUCUCAUAUUCUCAUAUUCUCAUAUUCUGCAUUUCGUUUCCCUUUGAUCUCACUUCUUAUAACCCCCUGCCCAGCCAACCAUAUAUAUAUUAUAUAUUUUAGAAAGAGAUCUGUAACUCCAGAUAACACUUUGUGAACUAUAGUCCACAAAAACUAAUGCUGCAGUAAGUUUUGUCAAAAGACUUUUGCCUUUUUAAUGGUUUGCAUCUAACAUAUUGCCUACAACUCUCUGUUAGAUGAUCACUGUGUACAGCCUCCCAGGGAUGGACCCAGACUGGCUCAUAGGAGAGAGGGGCAAUCAAAAGGGCAAAGUCCCUGUUACCUACUUGGAACUUCUCAGUUAAGCACACCUGCCGAGGAUCCUCCAAGCAAGUCACACACCCUUCCCAUGACCUGACAUCGUUUUUCAGAGGCUGCUGACUACGUACUUCCAUCUAAGGCCAUUUGCUCUCUUCUGGGUCAGAUUUUCCCCCCUCACUCUGUGUUUGGAUUAAGGCACAGAGGCGACCAAUGAGCUUUCCAAGGCUUUUAAGAUUGACUCUGUCAACCAUUCCCACAACUGGCUUCUAGAGUUGGUGGGACCAAACUUGGAUUCCCUCUCUGGUCCAAUAAGCCCUUUUGAGGAUGGCUGACAGGUGAAAUGAGGACUAGCCCCUUGCUUUUUCCCUCCUCCUCCUUGUUUCUGCUGCAAUUAUUUGGGUCAAACCAAAUGGAAUUAAUGGAAGUCACCUGUAAUAGGCUGUGUCUUCCCCGUCCUUUUUGUUCCCGCAAUUGUUUUUGACCCACCCACAACCUACCCACCCUGGUCCUGCUUUUAACUAUUCUAUGUAUUCUGCUGGAGUCAGUUGUAGGGAGAGCUGGGCAUCUGUGGCGCAAAAAUCUGGUUUAUUUUCAGAUUUAAGCCAAGCCUUUGGAGUCCCCUUGCAAAGAAGAAUGUUUUAAAUGAACUGUGACUCAACCAGAGGAUGAAGGGGGUGGGGGGUGGGGUUAAAGAGAUGUAAAUGUCAGCAACCCAACUGAAUAUGUAGCACCUCCUGGAAGGCAAAAUCCUCACUUUCUCCCAUUAUUCUUGACUCCUGCCAACAAUUGCUGUGGCAAUGAAAGGAAGAUGAAAAACACUGAAAAAUUAAUGGGUUAUAGUUGUCUUGGCCUGGUUUAGCUGCUUAAAAUACUUGCUAUGAUUUUAUGUGGGGCUGAUUUGUUUGUUUGUGUGUGUGUUAUUUCUGAGUUUACAUUUCCAGCUGUCUUUCCCGCCCCAAAAUAACAUUCCACCUUUCAAAAAGCUACCUUUAUCCUCUCCCCCUCCUGUUGAAACUGGCAAGGCUCAUAACCAGAGUCCACUGCUCAAUUUCUUGACAUGCCCUUCGAUUCUGCCCCACAUUGGUUCAGCUUGCAUAUCCCCAGCCAUGAGGGCAGGAGACUCUUGGAGUAAUGUGAGAUGCAUUCUGAAACAGCCCAUCCUUACCUAUGGGCCUCCUCCAGUUCUCACCUGGCCCAGGUAUCAAGUAAGCCAUAAAUCUUUUGCUGGAGACAAGAACCUGUCUGAGGGGGGGGGAGGGUACUUUAUUUUGUAGGACAGGUCUUAGUGCAGAUUAAACCUUCCAUCCUGCUUCUCCUGGGCUGACACAACCUGGCUGGCUUAUUUUGUGUUUUGAACUUUUAUUUUUUCAUCUUGAGCCUUUUGUGGAUUAUCCUGAUGUAACAGAUUUCAGAGCACUUCCAUAUGGUUGACUUUUGCCAAUAAAACACCUAGCCUGCACUCCUCCUUGUCUUGGCUCUCUUUGGGGCUGUGUGUGUGUGUGUGUGUGUGUGUGUGUGUACGCGCGCCAUUCCCCAAUACCCAGAUUCCACAGAAGGCAAUGUUAUCAAGGUAAG
Podarcis lilfordi (Lilford's wall lizard) is the source of this 54158-nucleotide messenger RNA. Lineage: Eukaryota; Metazoa; Chordata; Lepidosauria; Squamata; Lacertidae. The record is from the annotation of a GenBank genome assembly.